Molecule: messenger RNA, 45867 nt
Organism: Porites evermanni
Lineage: Eukaryota; Metazoa; Cnidaria; Anthozoa; Scleractinia; Poritidae
Source: the annotation of a GenBank genome assembly
AUGUCAAAUCAGGCAGCUGAAAUCGAAAUGGCCUUAUCACAGCCAAAACUUCCAGCUAUUGGCGAUUCAAGAAAUCUGGUUUCGCAGCCUUUGUCUACCGCUCAUGAAGAUUUGAACAAUGGCAUUAAUCGAGAGAGGUCGUUUGAGCUAAGGUCUAAAAGCAGUGGUGAAUUGGAGAAUGAAGAUGUCAAGCUUUUAUUCCAACUAGUGUCACGGAGGUUUGUCAACGCUUUGCAACAGAAUACGAAACAAUCUUGGCUUGACCUUUGCCAAGUAUUGGAUGUUGUGAAGCCUUAUGCGCACUUCCUUGCUGGAUCUCCACAAAUAGUUCAUUAUGUCGAGCGAGCAUGUCAAAAAAUUCAAGAAAGUCAGGAUGAGGGAGAAUCCACCUUUCUCUUGGAAAAACUUUGUGCUGUUUUUCCAGCUGAAUUUUCACUUGUCCAGGAUGGUGCUCGACCAAAAAAUGUCCAAUUCCCAGCUGGAUCAUCGGAAGAAAGCCUUUUUACACCAAGAGGUCAACACGCACCUUUGUCUAAAGGUGUUCGAAUCCCCCGUGGUGAGCCAUUAUUUCCUGGGGGCACUACUUACACCUUUGACAAAACAGAUGGUGAUAUGACGAGCUAUGGACCUAAGCCUUUGUGUCUGGAAGAUUUAAAAAGAUCUCUUCCCAGUGUGGUACGAGAAAUAGCUUUUAGAGAGGCAACUUUGAGAGGUUCACUGGGAACAACAGCGCUUGCACUGGACACAGAUUUGCCGCAAACACGGGUACCAACUCCACCACUGACUCCAAGGAGAUCUCCCAGUGUACCUAUUAUAAAAACACCAAUCUCAGAAGCAGGCUGCAUUUCACAACUAAGUGAAUCAAAGAAAUCUAACUUGCCAAAGACUGGCAGGGAGGUAGUGGAGUGUUAUGUUAAAGGUCGUUUCCUCGGGGAAGUAAAGUUUGCUUUCUUGAAUAUUGCACCUUCUGUGCGGUAUGAUCCGUACAACCUUGUGGUGGUUCCUGAGAACAAAGUCAAACCAGAGCAUUAUGUGAUUUCAUCAUAUUGCAUUUUGCAUGUAAAUCCUUUUGGACCAUCAGAGUCUCAGUCACUGGCUGAGUGGUACAGAGAAGCUUGUUUGUUCAAAGCAAUUUCAAGUAUUGGAUUUUUCAAAAACUAUCUCACAACCAAGAUGUUUCGGAAAUGGAAGGACAUUAAAAAGUUAAGUCACUUUCUCAAAGUGGAAUCAGCAGUUGAGAGAUCUCUCAUUUCAAAUGUUCCUAGCUUUGGUUCAGCAUUGCUUCGAAUCUCCAGCCUUCUCCAAGACUUGGAAAAGAUCACUUUCCUUCCCUUCCAAGUCAAUUUUUCUUACAGUUUGGAAGAGUUUGAGGAUACUGUUUUUAGAACUUGCAACAAAGGAUACCAGUACAUGGAGAAGUUUUUCAAUUACUGCCAAAUGAUUGUUGAUAAAACUCAAGAGAGCUGCUUUGAAUAUCUGGAGUAUUGUGAAGGUCAAGUUAAGAACCACCGGCAUAAUUAUCAUGAAUCUCUUGCAGUUGGCAAAAGAAAGAGAGCAAUAAGGCAACAGAAUCUCAAACUUGCACGAGAUGAGGUCAGAAGACUUGGCACUUUUGUAAGCCUAGUGGAUCACAUUAUUGUGUCAAAUCUUUUGACAUUAACCCAAGGAAAUAUUUCUAGAUUUGUCAAUGAAACAAUGCCUGGGCCACGACCUGAGAGGGAAGGCCUUUUUAGUGCUGAAAUUGUGUUUGGAGAUGAUCAUAAGCUUAUGCUAUCACCAUCUGUCAAGCAGUUUGCACAUGCUGUUGACUUUGCUGUGAGAAGUGUGAUCAGUGCGAGCUGCAAUCUUUCACAUGCUAUGGAGUUGGGACAAAGAGCACAAGCAUUUCAGGAGAAGGCAGAGAAAAAUGGUGCUGAGGAAGGCAGCAGUGAAGAUGAUAGUGCCAAAUUGAAUGGUUCUGUUACAGUUGAAAGUGUUUACACUAAAGAAAAAAAGGAAGAUGGGGAUAUUGAGAAUCUCAUAGAUGGCAAAGAUUCAAAAAUAGUGCUGACUGGACAGCAACCUGUUUCACAUGCCACAACAACGAUCAUGGUAAGAGCUUACCACUAAUGUUACCCAAAACAACUUAUUGCAAUAUACCGGUAUAUUUAUGUCUAGACCCAUUUGCAAUGGCUUCACUAUUAAUAGUUGUUUUCCCAUUCCAGCCUAUGUAAUAUUCUGAAGGGAUUUUUCCUUUGUCGUUUUUAAAAAUUUAAAAGAAUAUUAUUGGCCUUAAGGAUAGCGCUAACAGCACAUGGUGUUAAAUGGGUAGUAUACACAAACAACCCAAGCUAAAAUUGUCUCUCCAAAAUAAUCAAAAGGGUGCCUAGAAUAAAGCCCUAAGUGAUUUUUGAUCAACUGCUAAAGUCUGCCUUCAACUUGCCUUGUAUUAUGAAUGUUAAUCAAGGAGAGAAUGUGGUAUUAGCUCAAAAGGUGCUUUAGCACCUUUAAUUCCAUGCACUCUUUCUUAAAUAUUUAUUUAUUAUUUCAUUUAUUUGUUUGAACAUCCAUUUGUUAUCAGACAUUGUACGAGAUAAAUAAUGAAGUAAAAUAAUUAAAAAUUGUUCUUCUGAGCCCCCAAUAGUUUCAACGAUUUACUGGAAGUGUGUUAAUUGUGAAUUUCCCUUCAACCUGAUUGGCAAGUAGACAAUGGAUUUUUUAACAGGCCGACCAUAGCGUGCAUUUGAAUCCUGACACACAGCUGGGGGGUUAGAACAAGGAUUUCGGUGCUGGCUCACAGAUAGACCAAACCAAAGGUUCAGUUUUGCCUGUGGCACAGGCUGAAUGAAACACCAUCAUGGCUGUGUUUGUACUAAUUCUUUUCAGACUCAUUUUGUGGAAGAACCAGACACAUUACACAGUGAUAGUUCAAUCACAAGAACCGAUGGAGAGAUCAAUGAAGACCUGGAUGGUUUGAAUUCUGAUCUGCUGAGUGCUAGAGACAUGAAAGAGGUAUCAGGACAGGAACUGUGUCUUCACCAAGAUCACUCAGGGGGAUUACUGGUGGAAGGGCAGAGGUUUCAGGAUUUUGCUAUUGACAGGAGUCCUUUGACUAAGGAAAAAAUGAUGCAUAUCAUGUACAAGAAGUAAGAUAUCUCAGCUACAAUUUAUUGCUAACUCCAGUUGGUUUGUAUUGUUAAAGGGUCAGCAUGCCAGACGUGCUAUCCAAGAGAACCUCUGAAGGGGGAGAGGGGAAUUUUGUGUACAAUUAAACUCAUCACCAAUAGAUGAGCUUGGGCGUUGGUGCCUACAAAUUUGGUGGAGCCGGGCAAUGCUCUAGCAUGAGCAGGAGGUAUCCAUGGCAACCCUGCGAGCGGCCCCCACCAGGCACCGUCACACUGAACAAUUCAGUGGAAUACUUACCGACCCAAUACUUACCUAGCCCACACCAAGAGGGAGGGAGGGAAAUGGGAAAAACCAAAGCACAAACUGGCACGCAAACAGCAAGCAAUUGCAACAACACUUUGCGAAGAACUGCAAGCAAGCAACUGCGUAUAUAAGUCACGAGGUGCCCCUGCUAGAGGCAUCGGGCCACCCCUACUAUAGCUGGGGAAACUGCUGACCAGCAUUGCUUUGAGGUUAACUUUGCAUAAAAUAUUACAUUUAGCCACAUUAAAUACCCAUAGUUCUCAGUAUUAUUGUUUUUACAUCUUAAGAAAUGUUGUUCCCACCUGGUUAUCAUCACGUACCUACCACAUACCAUGCUUUAUUUCUAAGGAUAUUUUUGGUCUGUUACAUCCAACAGCCAGCAGAUCAAACAAGGCCUCAUGUACCAGACACACCUUCUUGCUGAAGCCAGUAAGGAAGUGGAACUAUUUUGCGAUGAUCACACUUGGAUUGCUGAAAUCCAUGAGUUUGUGACAUCAUGGGGUGAUGGCCAAGUUGAAAACUGGAGAGGACAGCUAGCUAUCAAGAUUGAGGUAAACUGAAUAUAUUAGAAAUUUUUUAUUCAUUAGUGUAGUUUUCUCAAGAAGGCAAUAAGUGCAUGAGUGCCUUUGUAGCCUAAAACUCAAUAUUUCUAUGGUAAAUCAGUGACAAUCUCAAAUCUUAUAUUAAUUUUAUAAUAAACCAUUUUUUUACUGAUACAUACUGAUAUGUAAUAUGUAUAAUAUUGUUUAAAGUACACAUGUAGGUUGCGUAGAAUAUUUUGGACAAUAAUAGAGCUGUUUCUUUGACUUUUGCACUGCAGGUAUAUAUAUUUGUACCAUUAUAUAUCAGGUACCGCAUGCAAGUCUAGCAGACACCAUGUUCUUGAAGUUAAUUGCUAGCCACAUAGCUUUUGCAGUAAUCACCAAACGCGACAUAAACCCUCGUCUUGUCUGAUAGUGAACAUGUUCUUUUCUUCUUCACAGCAACAACUGAAUAAAAUCAAAGCUUGGAAGGAGAAAGUACUGAGUAUGACAAAGAGCUUCUGUACUGAAAAUGGAAUCUUCUUUGUGGACUGCCAUGAUGUCCAACAAAAACUUCUUCCACAACUUAACAGUAUAUAUAAAAAGAUGGUUCAAAUGGUGGCCUUAGAUGUCAUAAGGCUCUCUGAUGAGAUGGUGAAAGAUGUGGAUGAGCUCUCACAGGUAAAAACUUAUUGAAAGUAUAGUGUAAGCAAGCACAUCAUAAUGAGCAACAUUUUGUAAUUCUUGUAUUCAGGUGAAAGUACAUGUAUGGCAUUUAAAGUGUGAUUUCAUCUGCCUAAAAAUGUGCACAAUCCACCAUUCUUGAAGCAUUUCUUAAGAUUUGUAACAACAAAUCUUUAUUAUGCAAUAUUGCAUUUGCUGACUUGGUCUUUGAGCAGGUCUUAUUUGAUGAAUAAAAGUACAAUCAAGCUAAGUUGUAUAUUAAACUGGAUGCCUUGAACCUUAACUGAGGAGGUACAUCUGUAUGGAUCGAAUAUGGCCUGAAGUGACUCUGGUCAACUAAAAUUCUCUUUUUAUUAUUUUUCACAAGAAAAUGCAAGGUAAGUUGUAGGGAGAAUAUAGGAGUCAAUCAGAAGUCACUUGGGCCUUUUUUUUCAGGCACUAGCCCCCUUCAUUUUUUAAGUAGCAGGUUAUAUUACAGCAAAGUGGUAACCUCUACUUUGAGUGGUAACAUGAACAUCUCUUUUUGUUUUUCACACUACAGUUGUUGGCAGACCCAAAAACAGAUAUCAAGGGGUUUGCAGAUUUCAUGCAGAAGCUGUCAAUUGUCAAAGAACAUGUUCCACGUUUGAAAGAGAAGGUGGAGUACAUUAAAAACCUUUAUGAGGUGAGCAUUAGAUGGAAAAUGAUCUAAAAUCUUUUACUUUUUAUACAUGUAGGUGUUACAUAAAGUUUUUUCAAGGUAAUAUUCCACAUACACAAUACUACGUAAAUGGCUGUGAUGCUGACAUCAUACAUACAAAAUAAUAGAUUCACAGUUCUUAUGGUCAAGGUAACCUUCCUUUUAUACAGGAACAGGUGUUCUUUGUAGAAACUAGGCUGCUUGAAGCAGUCUAAGUGUAGAAUAAUUCAAAUUGUGGCUGUUGUCAUCUAGGUUACUGUAUUUUCCCUUAUGUCGGAAUUGACUAUAAUCUAAAGAUAGCGUGUGAUGUAUUGUCCUCCACACAACAUGACUCAGUUACAAGUCAAUUUGUCUCUUCAUUGAACUGUUUUUUAAUGGUGCAAAGGUUAUAAGAAGUUGUUACAGACAGCUAACUCCAGAAGAGGAAGUGAGUGAAGAAAAGGUAAAGCACUUAUCAUAAUAUUACAUCAAUUUGCUUUAUUAUAGUCCAAUAGUUUUUUUUUUCACACUUGCAAUUAUUUAACGUUCUUUCACACAUGGCAUUGACAUAAAUAUCAGAGUAUUUUUAGUGAAUGGAUAACUUGGACCAACAAAUGAGUUAUUUAAAGAUCUCCCAGCAAUGAGCCGUACAGUUCUAAAUUAAUGGGCUCCUGCUCCUCUUAAAUAGCAAGUGACAAAUGUCAUGGUGAUUACAGCUGCAAGAAACAUUUUCUUAAGGAAGGUUAUAAGGUUUUGUGUAACAGUAUCAAAAUACUAUGUAAAAUAUUCAAACAAUGGAUUUCAAACCUUAAACUUUUCAGUUCUUUGUUAUCUUGUAAAUGACUUAAGUGCUAUUUAAACUUGUUUCUUUUUUUCUUUGUAUAGUCAGGUCUUCUUUUCUUUACAUAGUGACAACUGAUACUAUUUCUGAUAACAUUCACAUUAUAUGCACUGGAAGGCCUCCUUUCCUAAAUUAUAAUUAUAAGAAACUCAGACAGUCAUUUUCUUUUACACUAGCACUCUAGUUACUAAAAUAUGUAAAAUGUAUUCUGUUACAGAAAGAGAAUAAUGAGCAAUUAUCAGCCAAAUUUGUUAGUUUCUGCUGCAUUGUUUAUUAUGAUAUAUACUUCUUCUUCACCUAUAAACCUUGCUUCUCAGCUUCCUGCUGAGUUCACCGCUUUGGUGUCAACUGCUUUGUGCUAUUACAUCUUUUCCGUUCAUAUGAUAGUCAGGACGUUUUGCUGUCAGUCAGUUUUCAGUUGAUCGCUCGGUCAUUCUGUCUGGCAGCUAGUGAAACACUUUCCUUUCACUUGUUUGUUGUUAAUUAUUUUUUGUUUGUUUGAUUGUUUUUUAAACUGGUCUGAUUGUUUUCUCAAUGCUUUAAUCUCUGGAUCACCUCCUGGAUACUUCAAAAAUCACUGUACGUACAGCACACACAAAAACCACCGGUCACACUUGUUAUACCCGUACGUGACUGUAUGCUUAUUUUCUAGGUGUGGGCGACAUGGGAAGGAUUCUUAUUCAGUCUCCAGGAAGCUUCAGAUUUUGUAGAAAUGCACAAACCUCAAGUCUCUGAGAAGCUACUAGAAACAAUAAGUGUGAGUAUGUUUUGGGCACAGUUGGUCAGUUUAUCAUUGCCUCACUGACAACCAUGGCUUUCCGUUAUCUCCUCAUAACGAAGUGUUGCACUCCAAAUUCUUUUUUUUUUUUUUCAAACACAGGCUCUCGAACAAUCAGCUGAGGAGAUUGGAAAAACAGCCACAUCAGGCCGAUUCCUAGACCCAAAUGAAAACCCUAAGUCCAUUGUGCAGUCCAUAAGGGAGGUAAGAGGAGUGAUCACACGUAAACUUGUCUAGGGCAGGGCAUUUGCUUGUUGCUAUCAAUAACAAAAGGCAAAGCAAACUUCUGCAUCACACAUAAAACUUUCUUCUCAGCUCUGUCCUGUUCACUGCUCUGUUGCCAACUGUUUUGUGUCUUUGCAUACUCUUCAUCCUGAUUUUGUUCUCCAUGUUUGUAGUUUUCGUUGCUGUAGUUGCUGUCUCUGCAUCUAAUAAUGUCUUGUUCAUUGUCAGCUGAGAGACAAGUUCAUUGAUAUUUGCAACAAGCUGUCAGACCUGAGCAAGUGCCAGGCAGUCAUUCUGGGAGAAGAGUAUAAUCUAAAGCACGUUACAGAUAUCCUUGAGGCUAUUGACAAGAGGCAGGAGCUGUGGCGCUACUGUGAUGCAUCAUCACAUGCCAUUAGAGAGUGGCUGCAAACAGUCUUCAAGAAGGUAUGACUCAUUUUGAACGCGCUAUCUUUUCCAGGGUGGCUUCUUCUGUCUCGUCUCCAACUUCAUAAGUACAUUUCUAUUAUUCAGAUGAAUGUUAGGAAGGCCAUGGAUAAACUAAAUGAAUGGAACAAUGCGGGAGAAAAGCUCAAACAACACGUUCCCAACAAUGAUGAAGUACUGCAUUCAUGGCUGAGUCAGUUGGAGGAGUUCUCUCAAGAUUUGCCUUUAUUACUUCAACUGUCGAGUGAUGCUCUUAAGGUAAUUAAUCCCUGAAGAACUGUAUGCUCAAAAAGGUUUUGGUUCCAAAAUCAAAUUCAAGUCCUCUGGGGUUAUUGAGCAUAAUUAUAUCUCUCAUAUCUCAUCAGUUCCUCAGUAUUAUAGUGUGUUAACAACAAGCAACAAAGGAAAAACACAGACAACAAUAAAGAACAAAGGAAGUAGGAGAACUAGAAACAGAGUAGCACCUACAGGUGUAGUAAAUUGCAGCACCUCGUACUGGUGUCCCUCUAUUUUUUCAGCCUUAUCAGAAAGAUAUUUUGGGUACACUACAUUUACAGUUUACAGUACAGCUCAGAGAUAAGCGUCAGCUUCAAACGCGUAAGCUUAAGAAAUAUGUUGACAAAAAACAAAGCUCUUUCAGUAGAUAACAAACAUAACGUCUUAACGAAAAAAACGUGCUUGUUGCUUGUGCUCUAAACGGUACCAGCAGGUGUCCUUACACGUUUUGCUCUUUCAGUCCCGCCAUUGGAGGGCCUUGUUUAUAGGCAUGGGCCAAGAUUAUGAUCCCACCUGGGAUUUUACAGUAGCGGACCUUCUGUCUUUCCAUCUUGGCCGCUAUAAGGACUUGAUAUCGGCAAUCUGCGCUGGAGCUGCGGCAGAAUACGCGUUGGAACUUCAACUUAACCAACUGGCACGCGGUUGGGAGGAGAAGGACUUCAAACUUGCCAAACAUAUUCCACUCAUGAGACCAAGAAUGGAAGGCGAUCAGAGGAAAAGUGAGAAAGGAAAGAGAAAAACAAAAAAGACCGGCCAUGGUACUGAGGUAAGUUUUGAACGCGGCUUAAUGUUAGCGUUUCUUCUGAACCUUUACCAAGUGUUCUGACUUUUGCUUUGUGGAUCAUCUGCUUUUCUAAACAUGGUAAUUAACGACCAGAAUUAUCAAAAACACUGCUUCCUUACUCUUAAAUUCUGCUCUGUGGAACGCGAGUUUGUUUUUACUAACGCAGUGAUAUUUUAAUUCCCAAAAACAGAAGAAAAACGUGAAAGUAAAGCCAAAGACUCCUGCUUCUGUCCCAGAUGUGUUCAUUCUUAUUGGUGUUGGAGACCUGAAAUGCGUUAUUGAGGUAUGAUGCAAACAGCUAUUGUAAAGCUGUAGUGCUGUAUUAAGAAGGACUUCGAAAAUGCUCUAGUGUUAAUAUGUUGCUUUUGGAAUACUAAUUGCAGUGGCUCUUCCUCUUUGUUGGUGCCUUCUUUGUUGCUACCAUCAUGAACUCACACAAAGAACCAGCCGUUCCAUUCAUCGAUUUUUUCUGCGCUUUUUAAUAACAUGCAAACAAUGAAGUGUAGUAGCCUUCAUGUACUGCUUACGAGAUAUCGAGCGCCUGGAAAAAGAAACUAAAAGUGCCUAACAACUUACAAAUAAGUGCUUCACUAUUUUGCACAUAGCAUCACUGUUCACUUGAAUUAUACACACUUGUUUGUUUUGGCUCUUCUUCUCAUUUCGAAACAGAUCUUUCCUAGGUGAGAUGACGUUGUUGCCCCUGCAUGCAAUUUGCUUCCAGUGUCUUGCUACUUGUAGUAGCUCGUUGUGCUCCGAUUUACACCAUGACAAUAAACUGAUGUUGACAGGGUGGGUGGACAGUUACCCAGAAACUUCAAAUGAUCUGAUCUAAUAAACUAAUAAAUAGCAUUACAUAGCUCUUGCCAACCAAUAACGUGACUGCUUCAUGGUCCAUUUCAGACACGCGAUAAUCUUAUUUUUCGUAUAUUUUUCAGGACAAUAUGGUCACACUUCAUAUGAUGCUAACUUCUCCACAUGUAGUGGACUUAAAGCCAAUGGUCGAGACGUGGAUAACCAACUUGCAAGAAAUAGAAAACAUUAUUGACAUUUGGGCGGAUUGCCAGAAAAAGGUACAACAGUAAAACACCCUUGUUAAGCAAUGGUGGCGCAGUGGUAGGAGCACUCGUCUCCUGCCAAUGUUGCCUGUGCUUGAAUCCCUGAGGUGACGUCAUAUUAGGAGUUGAUUUUGUCGUUGGAUCUCUUUUUGCUCCGAGAGGUUUUUCUGCGGGUACUCCGGUUUCGCCGUGUCUCCAAAAACAGCUUUUUCAAAUACUAAUUUGAUAAGGAAUGGAAAACGAAGAACCAUAAGUGGAUGUGUGCCGCUAAAUGUAUUUUAUUUGUGUUUAAGUACGGGACAUGUGGAAUUGUGACGAUAUUUUUACAACCUGAGUCAAUAACUGCAUGUUUAUAUAUGCUGUAUCAUCUGUUUUGAGCUUACGUUUCUGACGUUUUAUACAUGUAAACGGAUAACAUUCUAUCCUGCAGUUUUAAGCUACUUUGCCCUCUUAUGUUGGUUUGACCUGAGUGUAAAAUUCAAUAAGCAUUUCUGCUUUCUUUCACUUUAGUGGCUCUACCUCAGUAACGUGUUUGCGGAACCUGAGAUAAGAAAGUCAUUGGAGGAAAGUAACCGGCGAUAUCUUGAAGUUGAUGAAAAGUACAGGGUAAGUCAAGCCUGCUGUCAGUUAGUAGUGUACAUGUAUUUAGAUCGAAAUGAAAUAAUCCCAUAUCUUUGUUAGCAACAGGAAAACGAAGCAAGCGACUAGCAAAAUCUGAUAAAAUAAUUUCAAAGCUGAGAAAAUGUAACAAAGGAUGUCAUGUCAUCUUAGUUUCUCUCAAAGUGCGCCAUAUUGAAAUCGAUUUGUUAUUUGCAAGUACCGAUUUCUGUUGAGGGAGGGAGACUAAACAGCUCCUAAACGAAAAUAGGUUUGAUACAAAGGAAUAGGUAUGUUUUUUCUUUUCUUGCGUUGGAGGUUUACUUGCGUUGAAGUGUUGAAGUACGUACAGUAACGUUGUUGUUAACUUGAAGGGACACUGUCGUAUGAGCGAGUACCUUUUUAUCUUAAUUUGACCCACGGUUUAUUUCUACAAACGUUCAUUUCUCUUCUCCUUUAGGAAUAUGUUCAAGUAAUUCUGAAGGAUCCAAAAGUGAUGUCUGUAUUGCCCUUAAAGAAAAGAGGACAGAAAGGCUGGCGUGAGCUGCAAGGUGAUGUCCUCAGAGAGCUCUUACUGGGGCUCAUCAGAAAAGAGGUAGCUACGCAAUAGAACUGAAUACUUCAAAGUUUUUGGUGUUGAGUGAUAUACACCUUCCUUUGAAGGUGGUUUAAAAAAUUUUUCACUUUAUAUCUUGAUACAGGAAGAACUGAUCAGACUGGUAGAGAACUAUAUUGAGAAAACCCGUGUUGAAUUUCCACGGCUCUUCUUCCUUAGUGACAAUGACCUACUCGGUCUCCUGGCCUGGUCUCGUAAUCCCAAGGAUUUACUUCCUUUCGUAAGGAAAUGCUUCCCUGGUAUAAAGAACCUUCAAUUCACUUUGCCAAGGGACGGCAACUUGAAGCUGGCUUCUUCUCUGGACACAGCACUUAAUGGUACUCUAUACCUACUUUUCCCAGAACGUAAUCAGCAUAAGUUUGAAUCAUCAAAGUAGUCUUUGGUAAAUGUCUCUUUUUCCUUUGUGGCUCUCUUGACAUUGAGUUGGAGUGACGAAAACCUGAUAAAGAUUGACCUACUGGAAACGCUUUAAAUAAUAAGACCCUUUUUUAUAUGGCUGAAGAUGAAGCGACACCUGUGUCCAGAUUGCCUUCCCGAAUGGGCAAGAAAAGAGAAAAAGGUCUCUUUUUGGCCAUAUGAUAAAUCCUUUAUCUUCGUCUCUGUCCAAAAAGCGCAGAAAAGAACUUGGCCAAUAUCCAGCAAUCUCGACUGAAAACAUGGUUGGUCAAUAAGGCAUAUGAAGUGCACACCGGUAUGACAAACGUCAUUCUUUGCCUCUACUGCUAACGAUUUUUUCACCCCCAUGAAAUUAUGUUUUAUCGGGUCCCACUGUAGCUGGCAACGAAAAUGACUACCGCGAUGAUUUUCAAAAGGUAGCUAUAUUUUGUAGACAACACUGAAAAUUUUCCAAAAAUAUCGUGAAUCGCUUUGUUUUUAAUUGUGGGUUUUCAUUGACAAAGGGAUCUCAAAGCAGACAUACAUUCUAAAAUUGGCCGGCUCGCGAGGUAAUUUAGUUUCUCAGAUAAUCUGAAUGACUAAUCCUACUCUCGUAUUCUUUCAGCGCACCUUCUUCAAGUCACUGCUCUUGAAGGAAUGUUUGAAGAGGUGCUUCCUUUGAUAUCAGUCAUCCCUGCUUCCCCUAGACCUCAGGGUUGGCUUGCUACUUUAGAAGAAAGGAUGAGAAAUACGCUUAUUAAAAGUCUAGCAGAAUGUGUCCUAAGGAGGCUGAGUGGAAAGGAAAAUCCUAGCGACCUUCUAGAAUUGAUGACUACUGAAGGUUAGACGAUGUACAAUGGAAUCUCUUAGUCACUUUAAGAUGUUUUUGUUUUGUAAGCUUAUUAUCUGUUGCUGUCUCUAUAGGCACAUAUAUUGCAUAUCAAGAUCACACGUUGCUAAAGUUCCCAAAUCAGUGCAUCCUGACAACUGAAGCCAUUAUGUGGAGCAAAGACAUGAGUGAAGCCCUACAGAAUGGAAGUUUGCGAGGAUUGUCUGACCUUAAGUAUGUAUUUUUGGAUGUUUAUGUUUUGGGAAGCCUCCCGAUUCCUGCCCUUUUCUUCCUGCUCCAUCCACAGACAAAUCUGAAUGUUCUAAUACGGACUCGUUACAUGCGGUGUGUUCACGUUUUUCUAUUCGAGUGCUCUGUCAUUUUCCUUUUUUGAACUCAUUAAUGCAUGUGCAACAAUUUGUCAGAGUAAGUGUCAUCUCGCAGUGGAUCUGCACCCAGCCAUAGCAGCCGCUCUUUUUAAACUUAAGCCCAUAAUCCUUUGCGAGUGCAGUUUGUCUACUACUACUGGUGCUGGUACUUUCUUUAAUUCAUUGACCAUCAUGGAGUAACAAUUUUCCUCCUUGUUUCGUUUCGCUUCCACUGAUCACCCAUCCAUUGCCUUUUAUUAUGUAGGAAAUCGCUUGCUGGAUUUAUGGUUGAUCUCUCAGGGGCUAUCAGAAAGAACAUGGAAUGUAACGACACUAGUGCCAUAAAUAAUCGUCUUGAGUUACUACUUGCUGCGCUAGCUGCCAUGACAAUACACCAAAGGGAUACUGUAACCGGUUAGUAUUUAUUGGUUGUAUAAAAUAUCACCACCAAACACAAAGGAAUGUUACCACAAUCUCUAAGGGCCAAAUAUUGAACGAAGACUAACUUAAGCCGCGGUUUAACAAAUCUUUGAACCUCCAGAUCUCUUCUUUGGUGUGUUGUUUUAAGAAGAUAAAUGCUUUCCUAGUCUUCUCUAUAUGCUUUCACAAAACUGUUCACAAUGAUUGAUGGGUAGCUAAAAUCGUUGGGCGAGUUCAAAAUGACUUAGAACCCGGUUUUGUUAAACACUGACUAAACUACGUUUAAAUAUUUUGCCCUAAAUGUUUACUUAUGACCUUGUAAAUAAGUUAGAAUUGUGGAUGAUUCCAGGUUGACACUUGUCAGUAACAAGGUGAUUGAAAAUCAUAAUAUCAUUUCUGCAGCAUCAUAUGAGAGAAAGUCAAUUACAUCUGCCUCCGCCGAAUAUCACUUUUCCCUCCUAUUAUAUACUUGACGGACUGACCUAACUAGCUGUGCAACAAAUCUUGACGAAUUUUCAAAAAUGACAUCUUAAGGGCUGGCCAUUGAACACGCCGUAGAGUUUGCUCCAUGUUUUUGAGGACAUGUUAAGUUUCUAGUUGUAAGCUUGCUGUGUGAGUGUGUAGAAUGACGCUUUUCCAGACGGAUAGAAUUUUUAUCUGAUAGUUGCAGUGAUACAAACAACGAUGAAGAUUACGAAUGAUGACUAUCAUGUUUAUGAUGAUGAUGAUGUUGAUGAUGCUGAACAUGUUUUGUACAGACUUCAUGAAACAAGGAAUCACAGACGUAAACAGUUUUGAAUGGGCCAGUCAGCUUCAACACCAGAUAGAAAUCAAGCCUGUACUUAGCUCUUCUUAUCAAGGAGAAAACAACGACUCAUCUUGCACAUCCAAAACUAUCCCCAUCAAUCGUCUCUAUGAGGUCGGGCGGUGCAGCGUUCGGCAACUUGGUACUAGCUUUGUUUAUGGCUAUGAGUACCUUGGUCCCACUCAUCGCCUUGUUGUUACACCUUUGACGCAGAGAUGUUUCCUGACUCUAACCAUGGCUUUGCGGUCCCACCAGUGUGGGCUUCCUGUGGGACCUGAUGGCAUCGGCAAAACGGGAACUGUUAAAGAUCUGUCAAAGGUAUGGUACCAUUGUUUUGCAUACUACAGAAAAUGAGAGGGGAAGGGGACUGGAACUCAUACUAGCCCAUUAGAAAUCCUCUCUUUUUGUGACAUUUCGAAGUGUGUAUUUAGUUAAUGCUGCUCAGAGUCAUUUCACUCUUCAGUAUGAAGCUUUGUUUCGAUAGAACUCAGGGGAAAAACCAAAAAAACACAUUAAGCUUGUUUCCCUUUUUUCCUAGCGAUAAUGUUUUUUUUUUUUUGGAAUAGUCGUCAGUGUAUUUAAAAAUAGUCUACCGUUCAUCGUUCGGUUUUCAGGAAUUCUCUCGAAGCUUGCCCUUAUUCUCACAACAGUUUCAAACUUUCCGGAGUUUAUACCUCUGUAUUCCCAAAGCUUUAAGUUUAAAAGGAUACAUGGUUUGAAUGUCAAGAAUUUGAUUUGAAGAUUAGGUUAAGUUUGUUCGGUUUAAGUAACAUGCAUUUAACAGGCCAGUUCGUUUGUUUGUUAUUCCUUUAGGCCUUUGCAAGGCACCUGGUGAUGUUCAACUGUUCAGAGCAGUUAACAAAUUCCAUGCUCGUCCGUUUCCUUUAUGGCAUGGUAAGGUCAGGUAGCUGGGCGUGCUUUGAGAAUGUGGAUUGUUUAGGUGCUGGUAUCCUUUCCUGUCUUGGCCAACAUCUUUCUACGAUCAGAACCUCACUGAAAUGUCUGGAAAAGUUGGUGACGACUCAGUACACUGCAAGAGGUUUUCAUAAACCAGGCACUCAAGAGGUAAUGUUUAACAGGAUUUCAGAAAUAUGCAAGGGAAAAACACCUUAUUUACUUGGUAUCUUGUGUGAACUGUGGAAGUUUGGUCCUUUGUUCCUCUUUUCAUUGCCUUUUUUUUCUUUCCUUGACUUUACAGGCUGACAAUGUUAAGAGAAGAAGCAGCAUAACUACUCUACAUUUCCUUCCUAAUGAAACAUUUAUACCUGGCUCCAAGCCAGAUUCCUUAUUGGUAAGAAAUGAGUUAAGUUCGGAGUAGUGUGACCAAGAAAUGAGACGUUUGUUCUCUGCAUGAAAUUAACUGUAAUGGCUUUAGAACUGCAAGAACCCACAUAAGAAGGAGUGGGGAUUAUCCAAAUAAAAGGUGAAUUUAGAGUAGUGGCUAAGGAACUAUUCAUAACUUUUCAAACUUGCACUACUAAGAAGUGCUAGUUUAGAUUGGCUUUCAUCGUUGAUUGUAAUGUUCAGUCACUAGGACGUUGAGACGCCAGCAUGGCAAACAGGGGGGGCAUGAGGAAGUCCACAUAAAGUGUGUUAACCAGUGUGCAUCUAUAAUCUGUACCUAUCUUUAUCUAUCGAGGGCGUAAAAUGUUCUUUAGAAUAAAUACAGUUGAACGUCCGCUAACGGCCACCUCUUUGCAACGGCCACUUUCUUCUGUCCCUAAGGUGGCCGCUGUAGAGAGGUUCAACUGUAUACUUGUUGAUUUACGAACAUUCAGGCAACAGGGCUGUGGUCCUUGUUUGUUUCAGGGAAAUCACCUCGCCAAAGGAAGGAGACAUCACGUUGUUUUAGAAGGAGGGGACCUCCAAGAAGCAGAUUACUACAGUGAUGCCCCUCGUGUCUCGUCUCUGGAAGAGCAGAGUAAACUUCAAGAAACAUUUCAAGACAGAGUAGAAAUCGAACACAAAAAGGAACUCAGAUGCAAAGAGUUUAAGAUACCCCUACUCGGUAACAUUGUGUUUGAAGGACAACUUAUGCCCGCCAGUGAGAUGUAUGGUUGUUUUAUGACUAUGUCUAAGAGUUACAGUUUGACUGCUGAUCUGCCUGAAAAUUUUCGGGUAAAUUCCCUCAUGUAACUUGUAAUGAACAGUUUUCAGUUAUAUAGUGCGACGAAUGAAGCAUUUAACCAUUUUCAAAUCGUAUCAGUUGACAACGUGAUCGAGUUAUCGUCCAACACUUCGUAAUCAAGUUAAGCGAUAGCUCUGCAUAUCUCCAGAUUAUGCCUUCGGUUUAACGUCCCUGUUUUUACGCAAUUUUGGAAACGCAUUGUGCAUAUUAAAAAAUAUUUCUCUUGGUGAUCUAUUGAAAAUGACAAGUCAAAUGACUGUUUACUCCGUGGGAGCAAAAGAAAACGUUUUCCUUUUCGUGGUUAUGCUUAGGGCGCUUAUGCAUAUGUAAUGUUUUUGCAAACGAUCCUGAAAUGGGUUCAAAUCUUAGCACAGUUUCUAUCAGCCCCUUUAUUACGCAAGUGUAAUACAGGCUGAAGACUCUUUUAAACCUGUACUGCACAGAAGCUGCUGUCACUCAAAUAUAUGAUGUUAUAUCCCAGGCACAGCUGAGACCCGUGUCGAUGGUUUUUCCUGAUUGCCGCCCUGUGGUUGAAGUCUGGUUGGUAGGAUGUGGUUUUACAGAAGCUAAACCUCUCUCUAUAAAGAUGGACACCUUCUUCAAGUUAAUCAACCAACAGGUUAAACAUAAUACCGACAGUGCAUGUUUGAGCAUGAGUAUGAAAUAAUAAAUAAUUUUAGCGCUAUAUUAUAUAGGAGGAAAACUGAGAUUGUGAUUAGUAUGUGUAAUCAAAUGGUGACGAGUGAAAUUAGGGAAUAAUUUCACGCGCGUUUUGUCUAAAUCCUUAUAAUUUCCCGAGCCUCUAAGAAUCCUUCUUGAUGUGCUCUUUCGUGUGUUCAGGUUUUCUAAAGCGUCUUUUUAUGCCCUGACAUCUUCAUUCAUGACAUUUUAAAACUUCCUCACCAUCUUGAAACGGAGACGUACGGCAGGUUGCCAUGGCAAUUUAGCAAUUUCACAUGUGAAAUUACAAAUUAACGCUGAAAUUUCGCGCCAAAAUUAAGGAGUAAUUCGUCACCUAUGAUAUUAUUACUGUAAUUAUGAUCGUGAUUAUUUUGAUGAUAGUUAUCUGGAUUAUGACAAAAGAUAUGUAUAUAUUUUGAAGGUUUCUUGUCAGCCACAGUACUCAUUUGGAUUGCGUAGCAUGAAGAUGGUGACUUUACUGGCUGGAAAACAGUUGCAGAGGGAUGUGGCCAAAAAGAGGCCAAAUACAAUGGGUUCUUUCAGAGAAGAAUCCUCCUCCGAUCUGAAGGGUGAUACAGGUCUGUUAUUACGUCAUUAUAAAGGGGAGGCGUCCCAGGUGUCAUAACUCAUGCCUUAUUUUUCUCGCGACGUUUGGCAAAUUGCAAUGAUGUCAUUGCAUACACAACUUAAUGGAGUCCAACAGGACCGAAGGUUAAUCACGUUUCUGAAGCAGUGAGCACUUCGCUGCUAGCUGGUUUGCCGGAUUGAGAUGUGCGUCUAUCAGAAGGUUAUAACGUCCUUUCCGCCCCCGUGUCUUGUGCACGAGAGACAAUAGGUAGCUGGUGAAAAAGAAGGUUUGAAGUUCUAUUUGACUGAACGUUUGCUGUCCUCCAAAGUUGUCUGGACCAGCGGGCGUUGGGCUUGAGGGAGGGACGGGGCUGUUUAUAGUGAAUUGCAAUUUUAUAAGGCAUGAUAUUCCUGGCGUAAGGCGUUGUUGGUUUCUGCAAUAGCACAGAUUUAUUAUGAUAACCUGAGCGGAGGUCUGACGGAGGUGAUAUGCUUAGAUACCUGCUUGUCAAGACGUAUCGCCCAACUAGGUAACUAUGAAAUAAGUGGUGAAACAAAAGUACCUAUAUAACUUGUAUGAAAGUAGGUCAUCGCAGUUAUAGACGCAACUUUUGCAGUUGCGAAAAGACUACCGAUGAGUUUGCUCAGUUCUUCUCUAGUUGUUUUUCUUAACUAAUCCUCAGUCUCCUUGGCGUGUUGUUUUUCAGCAUUGGAGAGAAAAACAAAAAGUCCAUUUCUUGAAACACUCGAACGACGCCAAUCUGAGGAGAAUGCAGUCGUGCACUCACUUUUCACUUACUUUGGAAACAAACUGUUGUUGGAAGACAAGGAGUUGUUUUCUCGUGCAGUGGAUGAAGUGUUUGCGCACAGUGUGUUGAUGUCUGUAUCAACUGAAGGAGACCCACUUCUGGUGGAACAAGUUAAAGAACAUCUUCAAGCAAAUGGGCUCCAAGUCAGACAGGAAGUAAUAUCCAAGGUAACUUUUGUUGUUGUUUUCGUUGGUAUUUGCUAUUGUUGUUCAGUUCGUACGCAAGGUAUGAACUGUUGGAAACAUAUAUUUUUUAGAUUGAAAACUAGGUAAAUAGCUAGCUUUAAUGGGCAAUCGAAUUCUGCAACAGGAUCUACAGAGUAGUUUGAGGCCUUUCAUUACGGCCUGUUUUUUUGUUUUUUUGUUUUUUUUUAAUAUUUCUACCUGCUAUACUUCCUCUGUAGAUUCUUCAACUUUACACCAGUCUUCAGACUAGCCGUAGUGUGAUUCUUCUCGGUUGUCCAGGCUCUGGCAAAUCCACUAUAUAUAGUACACUGGCAAGUGCCUUAAACACUUUGAAUGGAAAAGCAACUCAAGCUGUUGUGACAACACGAAGACACACAGUUGGAGGAAGAAAAAUCAGCAAUGCUUUAAAACAGGCCAAGGCCCCAGUAGAAGAGAUCAAAGAUGUUUUGUGGCCUCGAGUGGAUCUCUCAGUUGUGUUCCCAAAAUCACUGACAUGUGAAGAGGUGAGUUAUGAGAUUUAUGGAGUCGUAAAAAUCCCGUCAGAUGUUAAACGAAGCUAUUCACAGUAUCGUCACUUUGGGGUACAAGGGAGUAAUUCAGUUGAGGACUAUGGGCAACUCAAACGUUUAUUUUUCACAUUUUCAGUGCCUAGCAGAUGACUUAAGCAGUGCUUUUGUUUUCAAACAAAUAUUAAGUGAAUGAUCAUGGCACAAACCCUCGAUCAAAACACUUCUUGAACACAACGUAAUGACAACAAGUGAAACCAUUGAAUAAAAGACUCAAAUAAUCAAGAUGUGUUGAUGUUAAUAGGACUUGGAAAAUUUUUAUUAUUUUGACAGUUGUUUGGAAGGCAACUACCAGAUAAUAAUGUCUGGGUUGAUGGAGUGGUAUCAAAGUGGUUGCGAGACUCCACUCUGACCCACGAUACCAUGGCUGAGCUUCUCACGAGUCAGUUCUCAGACAAGCAGAGAAUUGCUCGUAUGAUGGGAUCAUUGUCACACGUGAAGAAGUGGUUGGUUCUGGACGGACCUAUGGAUGACACAUGGCUUGAGAACAUGGGAACUUUGCUGGAUUCAACCAGGGCAUUGAAUUUGGCAAGCGGAGAAACCAUCAGCCAACCAGGUGAGCUUGAGCUGUCAUUCAAUGUGUCUAUUCUAGUAGUAGGGGGCAUAAAUUUCCUCGUGUUCACCAAGACUUGAGACAGUCUCCCACUGGAAGCAUUGGUAUGAUUAAGGGACAACUGCAUGUAGUUUCCUUUUGGGGACAAAACGAUCUUCUUUUUCCCUCUAAAUAGCUGCAGCAUGUUAUCUCUUGUCAAGUUAACAGUCAUACAUUUUUAGGAAGAUUUUCCACUGUUGUUGUUGUUGUUCACAAGAAGUAAUGUGUAAAUUGGAUCUUUCUAUGUUUUCAGAGACUGUAACUCUCCUGUUCGAGGUAACGGAGCUUAGUCAUGUGUCUCCAGCACUGGUGACUCGCUGUGGCCUGAUCCACUGCCCUGAAACAACUGUGGGUUGGAAGUCCAUCUUUAGGUCUUGGAUGAAAGGAGCUCAUGCAAAGUGGGACAUCACCAACAGAGGGCAAGCAACCAGUUUUGCAUUUUUAGUCUCGCCAGUAUCGAUUAAGUACUAUAUAUACUUGGUUUUAACCGUAGGUAGCUUGAAUAUCAGACGUUUCUUGGGGAAAGGGGCAAAGGAGAUGCGAACAGGAAAGACAGCAAAGGAAGAGAAACUCUCUCUGUUCUCCUCUCCCCCUGGCCUCCACCCUCUAAAAUCUCCUUUCCUCUAACCCUUUUGAAAUGCUUGAUACUAGGGUCUAGACCUUAAGAAACCAAAAUUGAUGGACCAAAUGUCAGCACAAUCGUCUGAAGUGAAUGAAUGAACUUUUGUCUUUGUUAGCAAGCAGAUCAUUUGUGCUUAAAUUUGUCCUAUCUAUCCUUAGAACUAUUUGGAAAACUGUUAACUAAGGACUGAGAGUGAAACGUUAUGUUUACCUCAACUGAAAAUGAUAAAGUUAAUCGAAGAUGUUAAUCUUUAUGGAUUUUCAGGUUAGGUAUCAUCUCUUGUUUAAUGGAUCAUACGGUGGACUCAACUUUGAAAUUCCUCAGCAACAACUGUCAGUCAGUCCUUACAGAAGGAUAUGGCUCAGUAAGAAAGCCAUCCAAAACAGCUGCUGGGAUAUAUGAGGUCCAAACACUGCUCCGAUAUCUGUCCGCCAUCUUUGACAGACAUAUCCUUCGGGAAGAUGAUGACAGUACAAUUCACAUGAUGCAAAGGCAGCGGCAGUCUGUCAGUUCCACCAGCAGCAGGCAGAGCUCAGGUAUUCCAGCCAGUGACACAGGGAAGGUCACCAGCUCUUUUGCAUUUGCCUUUGUGUGGGCAUUCGGUGGUCACUUACAUGAAAGGUAUGACAAAUGGAUCAUUUUCGUCUUCAUUAAAUACAAAAGCGGUGCAUUAUAAAAUACCCGAACAAACAUCCUCUCUCUCCAUGGUUUAAUAACUCCCAAAGCUGUCAAGUUUGUUUAUUCAAAGAAUGUGUUGUUAUUUUAUGUACCAAAUUUUCAUUCCUGAACCGACAGUGCGAUAACAUAUUUAUCAUGUUCAACCCUGUAACUCCCAAGAUCUGGCUAGUAAUUCUCCUUUACGGCUGUUAUGCAUUUCUUUUUACAUUACUUAAGAGAAUUUGGCCUUAUAUCAAGAUAAUGUCCCGUAUUCUUAUCACCUGCCUUUUGGACAAUGUAUUGGUGUUACGAGGAGAAGUUACAUGCAGAUUACCUGUGGGAGUUAAAGGGUUAAGACAUGAUCCCAGCUGGUAGGCCACUGUCGCAAUUUUACUACUUUCUUAAUUUAUUUCAGUUCACAGCUCAUUUAUCCACGGAAAUUGGCCUGGAUUUUCUUAGUUCAUUAUUCGAUGCUUGUUCGGCAUUUAUUUUAUCUCUCACUUCUGUUGGAAUUACCUCAUUCGUACUUAAUUUCGUAAUUUUGGAGAGACAGUAUUUCGCGGGGUUUUAUUUUCGCAAUUUCAAUAGGCAGUUACCAAAAAAUGGCAUUAGACUUCGCGAUUCAAGCGUUCUUAACUUCAUUUUGUGUUUCAAAAAAAUGGAACUUUUUUAUAUUUCGGAUAAACUGGAACAAGCAGAUGAAGAUGAAAGAUAUAUGAUGGCUCUACUCCAUAUGUGAAAUCUUUGCAAAUUAACCUUAUUUUAUAACAGAAGAUACAAAAUGGAGCUUAUCGGUAAAACCAGUCAAUAAUUUGUGGAUUUGUCGAUGUACAUAUCCUGUAUAUAGUGUUGUUAUUGCAUGUUAAUCAUUUUUUUCUGUGGUUUGAAUUGUCUAUAUGGGUAUUAAUUUUCGCGUUGUUAAAAUUCGCGAGGAUUUUUAUUCGCGGGUCUUUUUUUUACAAUCGUGAAAAACGCGAAAGCAAAAUUAAUUACCAAUAAGGUAUACGGUGUUGAUAUUUUCCGUUGCCUUUUUUUUUAGAUACGCACCCAAGUUUAAUGAGCAUGCGCGGCAGCUCUUGUCCUCAGGCCCUUAUCCUGUGUUGGUACCUCCUGAUGGAUCAGUGUAUGAUUACUGUUUGGACUUCAUUAAAGGUGCACUGGUCAAAUGGGAUGAACGACCUGGAGCGCAGUUCAAGACACUGCCCUCAUCAUACACUGUUGUCUCUGAGGUAAAAUACAAAAAUCCCUCUUAAGACUAAUAAUAACCAAAGGUUACUGAGUGCGGGCGUCAACGAUGGAAGGUCAAAACGCUUUCGUUCCAACGCUGUGCUUUGCGUAAGUUUCACGUGACAGAUAGCCAAAACACGCCUAAUCAGAUUACGAGGGGUAGAAGGUUGAAAUGCCUGUGAUGAAAUUGUGUUAUGUGCAUUCCAUUCAUUCUUAAGGGAUCCAAACGAAAGCUGGCUACAUACAUGCGACGCAUGCGUAAUACCAGCCUGAAGAUUAGGAUUGCGAGCUCCUCUUGUAGCCCUCAAUCUAUUAUUCAAGGGAGAAUAAAGAUACAGAGAGUAAAACGCUCAGUCUAGCCCAUGGGAUUUGUGAAUUUCACCAAAUUUAUUCUUAGACCAAUUAAACCCUUGAAAUCAAUUGGAAGUUGGUUUCAGGAGAGGUCCGCAUACUUGGGGUCAUUAUGCUCUCUUGGUGUGUCGCCAUUACAUUAUUUUGCUUUGUUUGCUUUGAUGCAGUCGCGCGUGGACUUGAUGAGCAUUCUUUCACGCGUGAUUAGUGCGCGUACAUAAAAAAUGGCGGCUCCUUUUUAUGUCCAGAUCUAGCCAUAGGGGAGAGAUCGCCAUUUUCUGGUAAAAGAGUGUGGUCACCUACCAUUGUUUUUUCUCUUUUUUAAAAUUGAGUAAUCUUCUUUCUAUAGAAGAAUUAUAGGCACAUUGCUAGUGCAGAGAAAAAAAAUCGGAAUCGUGUUAAGAGCUUGCACUCGUAAAUAUAAUCAUAUUGAUAUUGUAAGGAAUUAUUGUGUAUAUACAAGGUGCUAUUGCUCCUAAACGAGUAUGGGGAUCCCCCGUUAUUAUCACAAAAUUUAUGUUCCUAUCAGUUGAAUAAGCAAUAUAAUAAGCAAGGUAAAGUUUGGCAAAAAUCUCACGGCUGGUUCUAAAUCAGAGGAAUGACUUUGACUCAUGGCCAGUAUGUCCAUUAGUGAAUAUGUUACCUUAAAUCCUCUAUUUACCCCACACCCCACCCCCACCCACCCCCCCCCCACACCCCCACCCCCCCCCCCCCCCUUUUCAGGGAAAGAAAGUUAAUAAGCCCCUCUCUUUGAAGCCCCCCUACCCUCCCCUAAUUGUUCUUCGCUAAUUAAUGUUAGGUUGUAUUAAUCAAUCGCGACUAUAAAGCAUCGUGUGGACUGAUCCGAAAUGGUUUAUUCACCAACUGGAAGUUCAGAUUUGUUUUCAAUUGUCGGCUGCAUGACUGUACUUGAGCUUUUCCACUUUGCAUUCUAGUUCUUUAUGGAGAACUCAUACCAUCGUCGUUUCUAAAUUGAAUAAGCCACCCGUCUCUAUUAAGCCCUUCCUCAAAUGAUCCUGAAAUAAAUAAGCCCUCCCGGAGGCUAAAUAGAGGGUUUACGGUAUGUUUAUAUACAUACGGACUGUGCAUUUUGUAUCUUGUAGUUGGACCGGUACUUCUAUUUGAUGGACCUGAUGGUGUCUUCCAGUCAGCCAGUGCUUUUAGUUGGUUCCACAGGAAGUGGAAAAACCUCACUUAUGCAGGUUAGACUACAAAUAAAUCUUUGCAUGCCUUUGUGAGAACUUCGUUAAGAUCAUCGCAGAAACGUGAUAAAAUGAAAUUAACGUUAAAAAUGGUAACUUAAAACCAUUUUCAUGCACGCAACAAGAGACGAACUCCACUUCCUUGGCCCAAAUCAUUUAUGACUAGUUUCCUUGAGUUGGGAAGACCUUUCAAAUAACACUCGGCCAUUAUUUUGCACUUGCAGACAGUUAAAGCAUUCCUCUACUCUCCACAAAUGUAUGAUAGUGUCUUCACGGCAGUUAGGUGUGCAAUCUAAGCUGAGUUGCGAAAAAGCUCUCAAAUUAUUCCUGAUAUAUUUUUUUCUGUAACCAACAGAAUUUGAUUUAUCCACGCCAUAACUUUACUCGAAUAUGCCUCUCGCCUGGUUCAACGUCUAAACUGCUACAGGAAGCGAUUGAGCACAAACUUCAACUUAUUCAGCGAAAGGAAAUGAAUCAGAUGGCUCUUCAAAAGUCGUUAGCAGCUAAUGCUCCAACAUCAAAAAAUCUUCCCGGCGUUAAAUCCCGCACUCAGCUGCUUUUUCUGGAUGACCUUAACUCUGCUGAUGUGGAUGAGUUUGGUAUUCAACCUCCGCUUGAGCUUCUCAGGCAAAUUCUCUCGCAAGGUAAUAAUAUCCCUGUGACCUUGUAAUAGGACAUAAUUAAACUUCCCGCAAUCGACUACUCAAAUACCUUUAUUUGUUUGAUGUUUACGAAAAGUGAUAGCUUACGAGCGAUUGAAACUUUAGUCCUUUGACUUGGAAGACUGAUUUUUGAUUUGGGUCCAUAAACUAUCCUUUCGGUGAUCCAGUGUUCUUUAGUAGUGAUUCGGCCAUGAUAUACAUCUGGGAAGUGGAGGAAACUGGGCUAAUCUGGCGUGGGUUUAAACAAUUAACAAAAUAAAUAAUUUAGCAAAUAGUUUCAAUGUAGCUGGAAAUUCAUCCCUAUUAGCACACACACUCUCUCUCUUUCAUUCGCUUCUUCGAGUUCACAUGGUCAUCCUACCAUGAAAUGAGCUUAACCAAAUCUAUGACGUCAGUAUGUAACACUGCGAAUACUUACAGAAGAUCGAUCAGCGUUAUUGUGUUGAUCAUAACAACUCACUUUAUGGUUGGUCCUACUGAAAACCAGUUACUUUGUUUCAAAUAAACAUUGUUGUAGUAAAUUGGGAUUUUCUAUUCUAGGGACGCUGUAUAACAAGCAGCGGCAUCACUCCUCUAGAGUUCAACACUUGAAGGUCAUGGCUGCAUGUGUACCACCCGGUGCAGCAGCAUCCUGUGGAGGGGUGGCUUCGUACCCUUUAAGCCACCGCCUGUCCCGACUGAUGACUGUUCUGUCGUUUUUUUCACUCUCCUCUGAGUCACUGCAGAGCAUUUACAGUGCAGUGUUCCUGGCUUGGCUGGAAGAGUUUCCAGCUUAUUCUCUGACCCAUCAUGAACAAUUAGCAAAGGUAAGAAUUAGAUGUCAUUAUAACUCAGUACGUACAAGUAUUCUGAGAGAUAGAUUGGCCCCUUUCAACUCUUUUCUUUGUGUUGUUAGCUUGCUAAUAUCGGUUCACAGUUAGUGAAGUUUUGUGUUAUAUUCCAUCAACAGGCACUUUCAUCCGCUACCAUCAAAAUGUACUCGGUUAUUCAGCAAGAACUCCUCCCCACCCCUCUCCACCCGCACUUUCUGUUUACUCAGCAUGAACUGUCCAGAGUGGUCCAAGGUAUGACUUCUCUCUAUUCCAAAACGCGUGGACGCCCAAGACCCCGUGCAAGAAGACGUACUGAAGGAGGUGGAGAAGUGGACCAAGAAAGUAAAGGUGCUGCCAUUCCCGCUGCAAAUAGUGAUCAGAGUUUUCGUAACAAAGAGAAUGGACAGCGGGGAGGGUAUGUCGGCAAGGGCAGGAGGUAGGUGUGACAUUAUGACGCGCUAGACAGUAAAAUUCUGUUCAAAUAUUUGUACAUAGUUCACCCUGUGUUGCAAUCAAAAGUUGCCGGAUCAUUCGACGUUUCUGGGAAACUGCCCACCUACCCCUCCCCUAAGCCAAUAUUAGCACUUGCUUCUCACUUAGGGCAAAAUGUUGCUUUUAACAAAAUGUACUUAUGCCUUAAAUAGUGCUCCAAAUCAAACUUUACAUCUAUCUUUUUCAUGUGUAUUGAUAUCCUGAAGUGUCCCGAAUUAGUUAGCAUUGUUCAAAUGUAGUUGACAUUCGUUUAUUGCUAUCUAUGAUCAUAGCAAUGUGACAACCCUGUAUAGAAUAUGUCAUCUUUAUUUUUUAGUUGGCCAUCGUUGACAAGCGGUCCAAGGGAAACUGCAUUAUCCGCCAACACCCCAGCAGUUUUGUCGCCGAUGAUUCGUUCGUUACUUCGUUUAUGGUGUCAUGAAAGUACGCGGACUUACAGUGAUCGUUUGUUGACUGAGCAGCAGCGCCAUUGGUUCUCUUCGUUGUUGCAUGAGACGGUCGAGGAGUUUUUCUGCAGAGACAACUCUGAAGUUAACUCUGAAAUGUUCUCUGUAGAGCAAGCCGAGAUUCAGCAAGGUUGGAUAUGUCCUUCUUUAUAUUGCUGUUUGCUAUCUAUGUAUGGAUUUUGCUCUAGAAAAAUUUGAUUGCGUUUCACAUAGAAAUAAACGCGUUGAGUAUCCUUUGUCUUGGAGGCUGCCAUUCCUGUCUGGGCGGAUUCUUUGUAGUUUUAAAUAUCAAUGUUUGGUUGACUGAUUGACGUUUGCUGCCCAAUCCACUGUUGGGUCAGUUUAUUAACUGUUUCACCCCCAGGAGUGGGCAAAGUCAUAAUUCAACAAAAUUUCCCCAUUUCAGGAAAAAAAAACAAAUAGCACUAUGUGAAAAUACUGCUGAAGAGACUUCAUUUGAAUGGUAACACCAUAGGAUUUCAUUCACAGACUCAAACUUUGGAAAAACGUACCAUAUAAAUAGCACUAUGUGAAAACACUGCUGAAGAGACUUCAUUUGAAUGGUAACACCACGGAAUGUCCUCCACAGACUCAAAAGUUAGAAUUAGCUUACAAGACCCUAGCAUUCACUGUGGAAGGGAAAGGAUUAAUAGUUGUUGUGAUUUGUGGUUUUCACUCUUUGUUUUGCCUUCGCUGAAAGCCAGACAAUUUUACUUUUCACAGAAAUGGCGCCAGGUGUAAAUGCACCUCCACCUACAGCCAGCUGUGAUCAACUGAACAGUGCGGGACAAGAUGACAAUGAUGAGUCGAUGGCGCUUCCAGAUGAAGAACAUCGUGAAUCAGGUAACGAAAGUGAUGUCGCUCCUUCACUGAAUGAAGAAGAAGAGGAACCUGGAGAUGGUCUUACUGGUAAGACGUCAGUUGACUUUGUCAUCUUCUUUUGUAAAGGCAGUUUAGAUUUUAAAGAAAUGGCGUUGGUUUUCAGACGAUCUUUUAAAUCCGUCAAUGACUAAUUGUAUUCUUCCCUAAUACGUUUUCUAGUUUCCCGCGGCAUUAGCGGACACUAUGAAUUGUAAUAAUCUUCUAGUAAUACCUUAAUUGAGUUUAUGAUUUUAUGUGAUAAAUUUUGGACGGCUGGGACAAAAUAAUAAUAAAUAUAGUUUAUUUCCCAGCAAGAUGGUCAUGAUAACAUGUGUUUUUUUCCUUUUUGCACUGCAGAGGAAGCGCAAGAUGGAGUCAUAAGUCCAGAAGGAGAAAAACAGGUCAUAAAUCAAGAUGACCCAGCUGUUUUCAUAGUUUCAGAGGAACAAGGUCUGAGCAGGGAGUGCACCGAGGUCGAGAACAACCUGGUAAUUCAACCAACCAGAGUGAAGGUGACAUUCGAUGAUAAAAGUGGUGCGAGCUACGACAAGAGCUAUUCCGGUCCAUUGAUUUCUUCGGAACAGUUAGCAUUUUCUGGUGAAGAUCUGACAGACGUCAUGUUCUGCAAACACUAUAACGCCUCUGUAACUGGACGAGAAAGCAGUGCAAGUGAGGUGGCGAGUAAGAAUUACCUGGAAUGCGCGGAAAGCAUCUUAGAGCAAGGGAUCAAGAGAUGGCUGUCAUCAUACAACGAACAAGUAGCUCACUCUUCGAGUGCAAAGAUCGUGAACUUAGUGACUUUUCGCGAAGCACUUCAGCAUGCUGCGCGUUUGAGUCGAGCUCUGGUAAGAAUGAUCUUUAUUUUUUGACUACUCUCGUGACAAAAUGACCGACCUUUCCUGCAAUUUCCUUCAAACGUUUUUCGCUCAGAUAACCUGCGAUGGCUAAUCAAGCAGGCAGCGCAGGAGUUUUUUUAAAUUUAAUCCGUCGCAGCUUUCUCCAAUUUUGCUUGUCGGUGCUCGGUUUUUGCCUUUUCUUUCCUGUGGUCAUCGCAAUUUUUAAUUGGUUAUUGUGAUAUUUUAAAUAUAUGACCGGUCAGCGAGGGCUAAAUAGCAACACUUUAAGUUGGAUGUGUUGUUUUUCUAGGCAAUGCCAGGCGGCCAUGCUCUUUUGUUGUCAAGUCUUGGUUACGGCAGAAGGACUCUCACAAGAGUUACUGCACACGCGGCCCGUUAUAAGGUUUGUACAGAUCCUCAUCCACCCUAUUACCACCUAGUUUAGGUGAAAGGCGCUCAGGAGAACCUUCAAGGAUUGGUGUUCUCUAGUAGUAGUCCUUCGCAGGAUAACCCACAGAAGACUCAGGGCUGUCAUUAAGAGGCGGGGGCCGGGGAUUUCCCGCGGCUACUAUGAACGUGGCCCCCGGCUGCUUUCAUAGGAAAAUAGAAGAAAAAUAGAACCAAACGAAAUCCCUAGCCAUUUGAUUCUCCGCCUACAUGUUGUAUUUACCCUGCAACUUGAAAUAUGUCUUGAAGCAUGUCGCUUUUACUCUGUUUAAUACACCUGGGCGAAGACAGACAUAGUGGAGAAAAGUUUCUUGUCAAAACAACAAAACAGCAAGACUUGAACCCGAACCUACAGAACUGAGGUUGGAGGUGUUAACUGCUCGGGCACCAAGCCUCCUUUUCCAAGGGAUCAUUAUUUUUUCUGAAUAAUGAACCUUUGACCGGUGAAUCAAAGUAGUAUAGUGGAGACAGUUUACUCCUUUUUUCGAGGGGGAAUAGAUAAGUGCCGGUUACGUCAUAGCCUUUUUUCUUUAUCUCAUGAAUAAUACGUCUUAGUGAUUUUAACUCACUGUUGAGUAAGCACUUAUUCCUUUGACAAAAUGAAUCAACCAAUGAAUACUUUUGUUAGUUUUUGGUUAACUUAUCAAAAACUGUGUUUUUGUCGAUCUAAAACCCGUCACACCGGUCAAACCACCGAAAAAUAGCACAUACUUAUCUUAAUGAAAUUCCCCUGUAUUUUAUUCAUAAGAUAAAGAUAAAAGGCUAUGACGUCAUUGGCGCUGAUGUAUUACCCUCAAAUAAAUGAGAUCGUCCCUCAAAAAGGGAGUAAUCGGUCCCUUCUAUACUACUCAUCAAACAGAGGACACUGCAAACGGCUUUCAUCGUGCGACCAACCCGAUAUCAAGAUUUGUCCAUCAUAACAUAUUGGUCCAAUAUCUGUUGAUGAAAAGGCCAAUAAUGUUUGAACUUUGCUGCUCAGCAACUCAUAACCCAUUCUUUAGCAAUUUUGUCUACACGGUCAAUGUUUUUUUUGUCGCAAAAUGUUUCCUUUUGUACAGUGACUCAUCACUGGUAUUGCAGUCUGAAUACAUGCCUUAAUUAUACUUGUGAAUGACGAUAGUUGGAACCUUCGCCUGGAAUGCUCUGGUUUAUGCCCAUCUAAAUUUUUAUUGUCUUUUUUCACUGUUUUUCUUGUUUCAGCUGAUUGAAGUACAACGCAGUCAGUUUCAGAGUCAAGAAGAUUUGAGACAGCAGAUUAAAAUGGCUUCGUUUAUUGCCGGCCUCCAAGGAAAACAGGUUGUGCUGUUUGUCCCCGAGGGCGUUAAUGACAAAUCAAUGCAGGACAUCUGUUCCCUGAUGGCUGAAGGUAAAUCUUAGCAGUGUGUGAAACAAGCUCUCACGCCCCACAUCUGCAGAGUCAGUAGCCGAUAGGAGGGCACGAAAAUCUUGCCUUGUUAAGUUCAAAUCGCUUUUCGAGCUUGGGUUAAAGAAAAACGUGAUCACAUGCCUGCCUGUAAUCUCGUCUAUUUUUUCUUUCCUUUUUUCUGUCAUCUUACAUUUCCCUUUUUGCCAAUUAUUCAGGUACUUGUCCUGGCCUCUACACUUCAAACGAACUGUUUAUGAUCUCAAAUCAGCUUCUACCUGGUGGAACACGUGGCGCCCGUCGAGUAGAAAACCAAGACAUAGCCCAGGAACGAUACUUUCGCCGUAUUAAAUCGAACUUACACGUUGUGGUGUGUCUUAAGUACACACCGCUCAGCUUAUCUACCGCCCCUGAAGAGAACCAAUUGUACAGGUUUCCAGUUUUAGUUACAAGAAGCUGUUGUGUUGAUAUCUAUCGCGCCUGGCCCCAUAAUGCGUUAGUCAGUGUUGCAGAAAAGCUUUUGGAAGAAGGAGAAAAUGUACUUAGUCUUGUGCCACUAAAGAGACGAGAAAGACACUCGCAGUCGGCGGCGGUUUGUUCGAUAAUGGCUCACGUUCAUUUGUCGUCUCGAAGCAUGGUGGAGAAGAUUUACGGAGUAAGAGCGUUGAAGUUUUAUUCUCCUGACACUUACCUGGAUUUUGUGGAUCUUUUUAGGAAUAUCUGUGAGCGCUUAUGUGUAAAAGAGAAGGUACGUGUAUUUCUCUUAUUUUGCCGUUCUACUCGCCACAUGUACCAGCAUAAGGCUCUUGGGCUUGCGUCCAACCUGCAGUUGGCCCCGAAGUCUCGUCUGCUUAUGCUUGCAUCGUAACCGUUCAAAUGAAGUUAAAUUGCAACUUAUCCCCUACAGGAAGAAGUGACCCACCUUGAGAAAGCGAUCAAAAGAAUAGACGAGGCUACCAACAGCCUUAACAAGAUGCAGCGCGAGCUGGAUCAGCUGGCACCAGUAUUUGAAGCGUCUAAGACAGAUGUGCAGCUACGACAAGAGGCAGUGGAAGCCUGCCAGAAGGAGUAUGCUGCGGCAAAGGAAACGUGUAAGAAGCAGGAACAAGAUAUCGAAUUCAUGCAGGGCCCCAUUGAGAUACUGAAAAGAGAGGCUCAGGCUGAAUUUGAGAAGGUUAGCAAUCUUCACUUUUAUUCUUGACUUGUAGAAUUCUUACAUGAGCUGCCUGCUUCUACCCUUGGCAAAAUAAGCCAAGAAUUAGGAACGACUGCUUGUCCAUUGCUGAAGAUGAAACCUUAGUCUUUUGGCUUCCUUGUUUCGGUCAAACCUGGACUCUACUAUGGGCCCUAACGUCACCCAAGGAGACCCACACACCACUUCUCAGACUUCACGCGGGCAAUUGGGCAAGAGAGAACGCCUGUGCACUGGUUUUAAAAACCGACUAUAGAACAGUUGUCGUUGAUUAAAGUAGACAUUAUAUUAGGGGUAAGAUGCCUGUUUAUUGGGAAAGCCCUGCUCUGGGGGCGAGGGGAACAAACUUCGGACAGUCGUUACUCGAAAGUUAGCCCUCGUUUAUUUGUUGCAAAUGAAUCUUUGGAUAAGUGACCGCCGACUGCAGAGGUCACGUGUGGUGGUUCAGUGUUCCAAGCGUCACUUGAACAUCAUUCUACCAGCUACAGUGAAACCCUGAUACGGCGAAGGGCCAAGGAACUAGCGAAAUAUGAUUUUUUUCAAUGUUCUACUAUUUUCGGGACGAACAAUGUAGCUCGUUAUACAGAAUUUGUAGUGUACUGCUGUUUUGACCUGUCAAACUACUUGUUCUUUAUUACUGGUUUAGGUGAAUCCUCUUUUUGAUGCAGCCUGGAGAGCCAUUGAUUCGUUGAAUAUUUAUGAUGUUGAGGAGAUUCGAAGUUACCGGACCCCACCAGAGCUUGUCACUCUAGUGGUGGAUGCAAUAUGUCUCUUGUUUAAAAAAGAACAAACGUAUGUAUUGAACGCUGGAAUGUUCACUUAAGUAAAGGCAAGAGAGUAGAAAACCUCUUUAUCGCCUUCCAGAGGGAUCAUUUUAUUUUGCUCGAGACGAUACUUUUACUCUACUCUAAUAUCUUCUCAAAGACUUAUGUUAGAUCAAGAGCAAUAAAUACGACAUUGAUAACACAUAAAAGGUUUGAUCAUGAAACGAUAAACAUCCCAUAUUGUGCUCCUCCGCUCGUCUUCCACUUACCAGUUAAGCGUAAUGUUGGUUUAUAAUCAAGAGCUUAAAGCAAUGCUGUUCAGCUUCAAAAAACAAUGGCAUAAUCCGUUUGUUUUGCUCAAGUAUUCCUUUUUUCGGAGGAGGAGCACGACAAAAAUAAUAUAACGGUAUACGUUUAGCUCCUACCAACCAACUCAGACUAAUUUAUUUCCGUUCUAUUUCUGUUUUAGGUGGGAAGAAGGUAAACUUCUUCUCAACCGAAGUAACUUCUUCAAAGACCUUGAAUUCUACGACAUGAAAAGCAUGCCAGACUCUAUUUUCCGUGGACUGAAUCUGUUUUAUAACAAUCCAAAGUUCCGGCCGGAGAUAGUUCAGGAAGGCAGUAUGGCGGCCAAGUCUCUGUGCAUGUGGGUACGGGCCGUGUAUGAGUUCUGUUUGGUGUACAGAGCUUUGGAACCUAAACGUCAGCAACUGGCAAGAGCUGAACAGGAACUUGAAAAGGUGAAAGAAGAGUUUAAGAGUUACGUUUACGCCAAACGGGAAACGUGAAUUUGAAUCACGUCACCAAGUUUCUCCUUAAUUGACGUGUACUGUCUAUUGCUUUACGCAAAAAUAAGUAGUUUCACGCCGAUUUUAUCCAUAAGAAUUGUUCGGGCAGUUUAUAUCUGCUUAUUUUCUAUUCUGAGAAAUUCUCAGCUAGAAUCUGACGUUUGCCGUUUGUCGUAAACGUGACUCUCCAUCUCCAUAAAAACUACUUUUAAAUACCCAGCGGGAGCCACCACAUAGGAGAGAGCAUUCUUUCUGUUCGUGCAUAAUGCAAAUCUGUUGCUGUCAAUCUUUCUACCAUCCUCAGCCUGCUAAUCAGUGUAUCUCUCUCUUUAGUUGUUUUGUCUUGUGUCUGUUUUUGCGUCCGUCUGUUGGGCGGCGAUCAAUUUUACCUUGAAUAAUUUGGAGGGUAAAUGAAAUAACAUGCCUUAUUUCUCUUUACAGGCAAAGUCCAUCCUGGGAGAAAUGCGAGUAAAAUGCAAUGCUAUCAAGCAGGAAUUGGAGUCCAAUAUUCAAUUGUACAAAGACAGCGUCAAGCACUCCAGAACAGUUGAAAAACAGAUCCAAGUAAGCCGAUACUUUUGCCUUUAUUACUGAUUGAUUUUAAUUGAUAGCAUACAGCGGAAUAAACAGUAUGCCAUUGAAAGAACUCCUCACGAAUUUUUUUUAACAUACUUCCAGAUGGAUUGCACCCGCCAUAGACUCAAACGUGUAAACCCCUGCAGGGUGCAAAGAAAGUCAGUUUUACACCUUGCCAUUCGGGCAAGCUGUAGCUAGCACGUACUAGCCCAAACGUUAUUUCAACUAGCCCGAAAAAAAAUUUGAUGAGCAUUGGUUACAGUUCUUCUGUAAUUUGAAUUCCCCCAAAAAACUUCAUUUGCCCAUCGGGCUAGUUAAGAAAAGAAAUCACUAGCCCAGUGGCAAAAUGCACUAACCCCGGACUAUCGGACGCUACUUUCUUUGCACCCUGCCCCUAUCAUCAUCGUCGUUAUAUAUUAUCACACGGAAAUUACUGCUUUGUCUCUUUCCUUUGAAAUAAGUAUAACCGUAAAAACUUGCAGAUAUUAGAAACGCCUUGUCACGGUACUUACUUUACCGCGAGGAUUUGCAAGUCAUUAGCUUUGAACAACAACUAUGUAAGGUUAGAUUUGUUCAAUGUACAACCUAAUACAUCAUGCUGUAGUUCUCGAAGGAGUUGCUGCGGUAGCAACAUUUCUAUCGUCUACACUAUGAGUUGUAAGUUUUGUGAUUCACGCUGGCAUUUUUCCACAGAGCAUAGAAGCUGUGAAGGCCAAAGGAGCUGCUUUGGUUGACAGUUUGUUCACCUACUCUGACCUGUGGCACAGCCGCCGGUCAAGCGCCCAACAGCGUCUCCUCACAGCACCAGGUGACGCGCUGGUCACAGCUGCUGCUGUUUGUUACUUGGGUCCGCUUGCACCCGCCGCCCGCGAGCAUCUCUUUUCUGAUUGGCUGCAAGUGUGUGAUGGCACUUCCCGAGAUACCAAGGAGCGGCUUCUCAGUUUAUCUUCAAUGGUACUUGAUGAUGUACGAAAUAAGACUUCUGUUGAUGAUAACUGUACAGGUAAUAAGAAUGGACCCACGGUUGAAUGGAUCAACGUACCCUCUAAGAGCAUUAUAUACUGUGGCCUUGCAAGACAUACUUACGACGUAAGCAUGAAAGCAAGGCAUGAGGGCCACAUCGCAAUUUAAUUGUAUAAAAUGGCAGAAGCGCACCCUGCAGCUACGACAAAGAAUAGUUCUCACAAAUGCUGCGCUGCUGUGCUUUGUAAUAAUCGUCCCUAUUAUAGGAAAGACUUGACGUUUCAUUGUUUCCGAACGAUCCUUGUCGAAGGUUAGUUUCUCCACUGUCCACUUUCCAACGCACGUUCAUUUACUAUAACUGCUCCAGGAAUAUCUUUUACGGUUAAUUUCUAAUCUUAAAAUAAUCACAAUCGUUCUUGUUUUCGCCGCCCUAUUUACUUUUUUCAAAGAUUGCGGGAAAUCUGGUGGCCCUUAGGCCCGGCUUUCAUGCUUACGUUGUAGGUGUGUAUUAACGUGCAUCGAAUUUAAAGUUUACCCUUUAAGCCCCGUUUUCCAGAUACAAAUUCUCCAAGCUGAUCUUAAUAGUUUUCCCUAUAGAAUAAGUUGAGAGAACUUUUUGGAAGAUCAAAACAUUUUCCGAAGGCUGAUCACUUUAUUAAUUCUCACAAAAUUUUAUCUGGAUCUGAUCAUCAGGAGAAAAAUGAUUUUGGUCAGUCUUGGGACUUAACCUAUUAAGCCCCAAUAUCCGCAUACAAACUCUCCACAAUGAUCUCCAUACAUUUCUUGAAAAUUUGACAGAUGAUCAAAUCAUUUUACCUUUACUGACCAUAUUAAUAAUUCUCAUAACCCAGUCUCUUGAUGGUGUAUAGAUGUUGUUAGGAGAAAAUUGAUGUUGGUCACUCCUGAGUCUUGGGUCUUAAAUGGUUAAAAUCCUUUACCAAUCAAUAGUGGCAGGCCAAAUUGCUAUGUACAAGCAGGGUGGAAGAAACUGGGGUCUACCUUGAACGUCUUCAUUGAACCGGGGAAGUGUACGUUCGCAGUUUACCCUUUUGUCUUUUCUUUAAUUUUGCUACAUGUGUUAUUUAGUUCACAAAACUCACGACACUACUAACGGCGCAAACAAUUUUUUACAGGUAGAGAAUCUCGCCCCACAACACAAUCAACACUUGCAUCAACCCUCGCCACCGGCAAUUUACCACUUCGCAAAGACGUGUCUUUACAGACGAUACUAUCUUCUCCCAACGAGGUGGAUGAGUGGAGGCGAAAUGACUUACCAACUGACAAACAUGCUUUACAAAAUGUGUUGAUUCUGCGGAGCUGUGGCGAUGAUCGAUCAAGAGCGUGGCCUUUGUUGAUUGAUCCACAUAACCAGGCCGAGUUAUGGAUAAGAGCUCUUCACGAAGGUGAAGCCUUUUGUUAUCAUCAUCAUCAUCAUCAUCAUCAUCAUCAACAGCAACAACGACAUCAUUUCUCUGUCAGUACCGCCUUACUCCAUGUUCAUUAAUGUCUUUUUUUGUUGUUGUUUUUAUUUCCUCUAGAUGAUGCCUUGGGGAACCAGAGCCGUCCUGGGACUCGAUUGUCAGACCGGUCAUCCACGCGGCAGUCCAGACGAUCAUCCAUUGAGUCUGACCCAGCUGCUCUGGAUUAUACUCAUCUUGAGCAAUCAGGAGCAGACGAAUAUGAAGCUGAUGCACAGUUCUCUGAUAAUGAAGUGGACCAAUUCCUACAGUCGCUGAAGGAAUCGGGUAAACUAUCAGUCAACAUAUCUUCGAGAAAACCCAGCGUACUUGUUUAGCUUUCGUUUUUGUUGCUGUUUUUGUUUUUGCGACUACUUAAGGAGAUGGCGUGUCCGAGCGGCUAGAGGCCUGGGCUUUUAAUCCAGGGGCCGCGAGUUCUAGGCCAGCCCUGACCGCUUGCUGGAUUUGUUCACGGUGUAAAAUAGCCAACUGGUUCACCUCCUAUCACUUGGGAUUCUUAACUAUGUUGUUUUCCAUUUGAGUGAUUACUUGUUUCAUUAUCCCUUGGGGAAAGGAUAAUUAAGUUUAAGUGUUAUAGAUAUUUUGACUGGACUAACUGAUGUUGUCGUCAUUGCAAUCAGGUGACCAAGAUUCUAUCUUCCAAGAAUCAGAGGCUGCAGUCACUUCUCGGACCGAGCGGACAGCAGGAAGCGGUCUGAACAGCGGUCUGACCAUGACGAGUGAAAGGAUGCUUACAGAUAAACUCGCAGAAACCAUGGGUAUCCAGGUACGUAUUAAGAAAUGUCUGGGCUUGCCAAUUGUUUUGAACAAAUCCAAUUUCCAGUUCCUGAUUAUUGAAAGUGUUUGUUAUACAUGAUAACUUGAAACCUUCAUAGAAAUAUAGGUCGUUGUGAUACGGUUGAAAUAUGAAUUUCGUCUGACCUCAGACGUCCACCUUUCGGAAAUGGUCUACUGGUUAGUCUACUCGUACCAUUUCGGAUUCUUCAUUUUUCUGUGUUCCAGUUUAUCCAUAUUGUAAUUUAUCUUUCUCUUUAUUUGUAGAUGGAGAACUCGCCUCAGCCGGUGCCUAGUGGACCCACACCAGUUCUAAAUCUCAGUGGAGGUGACAUUCUUAUCGUGCCAGUGGAUGAUCCAGAACUAAGUAAAUAUUAUUUCCUUGUUAUUGCCGGCUGUAUCUCCUUUGCUGCGGAAGGACAGGGGCGGGGAUGCCCGGGAGAUUAGGGGGUCGGAGGGAUACGGGACGCGUGGAUGGAAAGGGUGGGAAGGAGUGCCAAAAGAGCGAAAAAAAUAGGGGAAUUUACGCGAAAAUGCUUAAUAUUCCGCAACCGAAAAAGGGCUAAAGGGAGGAAGCCAAAGAAAAAGAGAUGGGAGCUGGGAAUGAAAGGUACGGGAGGCGGGCGUUUUGGAUUCCCCCCGCCCUCCCCGAUAGUGAGGUAGAUCGUAGAGUACAGGAUUCGUCUCGGUUUCCUCAUUAUGUGAGAGUUAAACUAUGAAAUUUCAUGUGCUCACAAAUACUUUCUUGGAUUAAAUUCCCUCACCAUCCCUUGCUGAAGGUUUUAAAGAUCCUAAAGCCUGAAUACUGUCACCUGUCUUAAAUAUUUUCCAGGGCCUUGCCUAACCGUAUCAAAUAUCUAUUUUUGUAAUUCCUCCAGUUGAAAAACUCCGAGCAGCCGUCAGACGAGGCCUGGUGACGCUGGUGACACAUGUGGAGAGAAGACGCUGGAGUAAAUCAUUAGAACUGCUACUUAUGCGACAAACCUUUACCAACACUGAGGGAGUACUGCAAGUAAUCAUAGGCAAGACUGCUGUGGAUUAUAACCCUUCAUUUAGGUUGUACCUCAGCUCUUCUCAGCCUUUGUUCAUGACUGGUGAGGGACUAUACCCACUGCCUUUCUCGAAGGUCUGUACCAUCAGUAUGGCUGUCAGCCGAGAAGGGAUCUGUGAUAUGCUGUUAGCGGAUACAUUACGUCUUGAGAGGCCUGAGUUUGAAGGACAGCUGAGAUCGGUGGAAAGGGACGUUGGUCUCCAUAAGCAGCAGAUAUUCCAUGCUAAGGUAACUCUUUCCUAUUCAUGAUUCAUCGGGCAUCAGCUUUGCAAUGUGGCUUAAACCUCCGAGCUAAGCUUGAGGCUCUUUAAACGUCAGACAUUGGCCUCCCAAAAAAAAGAAACCGCAAAUUAACCUGACAAUCUGCCACUAAUCAUCACUUAUCAUUAGUUUUGUUGGCUUUUGAAAGUAAGGCAAUGAAAUUCGUAGUUAACAGUAAAAUGGGCUUGUUUGUGUCUUUACCAUUAUGGCUUCAGGCUGGCAAAACGUAACAUAACUUUCGAGAAACAGGCCCCCUGAUCAGUUGAACUACUGGCAAACCCGCUUUACAGACACCCGUUUAGUGUGGACACCUCAUUAUUAUGAACAGUUCGCUUUGUCCCUUUCGGGGUAAAGCCCUCACAUUUUCUCUAAAUUGAACCCGCUUAAUACGGACACCCCGUUAAUACGGACACUUUCUGUGCCCCCCUCAGUGUCCGUAUUAACAGGGUGUAACUGUACUUGAUUUUGCUUAUUGUGAGUAGUUUAACGCUUUAAACCCUAAGCUCAAAAUUUGAAUUCUCAUUUGUAGUCCCUAUUCAUUUCCUACAGAAGUAGUGGGGAGAAGUCGAUAAAAUGUCAGGCAAAUUCAUCUUGUGUGAUCAUGUCCGUAAUUCUUAUGAUCACUUUGUUUUACAAAGCAUUGAUAUUACAAGGAGAAAAUUGAUGCUGAUCACUCUUAGGGCUUAUAGGUUUAAGCUUCUGUUUUGAUUUGCUUUUGCGACAUUCAACUAAAAUUCAGGCGUUAUAGUUUAUCUUAUUCGCUAAGUGCGUUUCUUACAUUCUUCUAAAGGAGUUUAUCCUGGAGAGAGUUCUUAACCUUGGCGGUCCCCUGUUAAAAGAUUCAGCAAUGCUGGAGUCUGUUAUGCAGAGCAAAGAGGACAUCUGCAUGGCAGAAGAAGGAUGCCAUGAAGCUGAGGUACUGUAGACCUGUUUUUACCUUACUUGCCUAUCAAUUAUGCAAUGUUGGAAUACCUAUUCUAGUUAUUGUCGUUUCUCAGCAAGUUGAUUGUAGAACGUUUUUGUUUAUUGUUCUUGCAGAAAAUGAAACGGGAACUGUUGGCGAAACAAGAUGAUUUUUUGUCCGUAGCUCAGCAUGGGGCCUUGUUAUUUGUGGUGUUAUCUGAACUUCAUAAGUUACAUCCAUAUUACCGCUAUCCACUUGAGUCAUUUUUGAAGCUAUUUCACGUCACCAUAGCUGAGAGGAACCGCGGAAAAAAGAGCAGUGGCUCACCUGCUGCAAGGGCGGCGGAACUUAUCACAGCCUUAUCGAGGAAAGUCUUUGAUAGGACUUCAUGGAGUUUGUUCCAAGGUGAGAACUCUUCUUGUUGAACUCUUUUCUGUGCACCAGAAGAGAGUUCUUUAGUCGACGACGAAAGCACGAUGAGUGUUGGCAUACCUACAUUCUUUGAUUGUGACCCUUAUUUAAAUCUUGAUCGCUGACAUGCUGGGUUUGCCUACAACCAGCUACUGUAGAUUGUAAGAGCCACUGUCCAUGCGUUUAUUGCACACCGAUGCUGUACGUUUAUGUUACGCGCGUAGCCGGGCGCCCUCUUGCCUCCAACUUACAUUUCCUUAUCCCGGAUAUAUUUCAUCCAUUCUUUUUUAUGGACAAAGGCAAAUUAUAGAGUACAAAGCAACGCUUGGCCUUACUGACUUAAAAAGUGUUCUGGACUUCAACUGAGCACACCUCUAGUUAAUCUUGUGUCCCAAGUUGUAAAUAAGCUACCUGUGGCCGGCUUUAGUUCUUCGACACGUUGAUCAAGUAUCCCAGCUUAUCUUAUGAUUAAUAUGACUUGCUGAAGGUAGGUCAGAGAAAGAAAAUAGAAAAGAGAAAUAUGAGAAGUCAGUGGCCACAGACAACUAGGAGUAAGGGUGAGAUUCACUUUAUCUCACUUACCCAUCCAUUUUUUUCCGAUAGCUGACAAUCACUUGUUUCCAUUCUUGCUGGCUGUGGAAAAGAUGAUGAACAAAGGGAUUGUAACUCGUGAAGAAUGGCAGAUAUUCACGCGGAUGUCCAUUGAAGCUCAAGUAGAUUCCAAUGCAAGCAAUAUUGAUUCUAGUGCUGCCAAUACUGAUCAGUAUGGAUAUGACAAUAUUCAGAAGCCACCUUGGGUGUCAGAUCAGGCUUGGGAUUGUAUUGAUGAGUUGGAGGUGCUUCCUGCCUUCAGUGGUCUUAAACAGUCUGUAGCUAAACACUCAGAACAGUGGCGAGAGUAUUUUAAUGUAAGUUCUUUUGACUGUAACUGGGCAUUUACUUUCACAUGGUGAAAACGUCGGGUCGUUCAUUUCCAUAAUUGCCAUUGUAUCGUAAAGUGAAAUCUCUCUAAUCUAGACAAUCUAGACAGACAAUCUAGACAAUCUAGACAGAAAACGGACAGAUCCAACUGUCCGUACUACAGAUGGAAGACGUGCUAUUAUUAUAGAGGUAAGAAAUGCAUGAGGUUUGUUUUAUUCCAGACAAAUAGAAGUGUACCUUAGUGAGAAGUAUCCGUAUUAUGAAGUUGUCCGCUACGACUAAUGCACUGCAUUAUAUUUUUAUAAGCGUUCCGCGACUCGGGAGCAAGCACUCAUAUACUUACUCUGUUUAUAUUCUUUUAUUAUUCCAUGUAGUUGCCCCCAGUCCUCCUCGGCAUCACACCAGGUGGCUACGCUCAUCUCACCGUUUUCCAAAAAGCUUUGUUGUGGAAAACUGUUCAACCAAAUCAGGUAACUUUGUGUAGGUGUCAAAGUUUCAAGGUUGACAGAUGUUGACAUCGAUUAUUUGGCUUUAUAAAAGAACUAAGAUAGUACGCACGUUCUGAUUGGUUAAAAACCUAUGGUUUAUUGUGCCGGUAAACCCAUAGAAAGUGUGGUCUAUUGCUUAGUUACUCUCCUUUAGUAAAUUAGAAAAUCUCUUACUCGGUUUUCGCUUAUCCUUUUCAUGUUGUGUAUUUUGUUGUUAAUCAUUUGAUAUUUGAAACGCGUUUUCUUAAAACGGACUCUAUUUAAUUCCUAUUUCGAUUUUUGUUUUAACUGACACUGAUUCAGAAUGUGAUAAGUUUGCACCCGCUGGAUACGCGACGUAAAAUAUGCACGGCAAGGGGUCGGUGAUGGCGGUGGGGGGGGGGGGGGAAGGGGUAAACAAAGAACAGAUAAGCAGGAAAGCAAAGUUUAACUUAAACAAUAGUGCACUUAAACUAUUUUUCAUUUUUCCAACGCCUCGCAGGUUAUUUUUUUAUAAAAGUUGUGGGCCCCCGCCGCACGGUCCGUUCGUGUAGAUUUUUUAAAGCGGUUCUUUUUUUUUUCUUUUUUUUUUUUUUUUUUUACGCGCACAGAGUCAAAAGGUGGGAAAUGUGGCCCCGCGGGGGAAGGGGGGAAAAAAUGGGGGGGGGGGGGGGGGGGGGGGGGGGGGGGGGGGGGGGGGGGAACGGGUGAAUACAAGAACAUGAAGUAAGUCAGCAAAGUUUAAGCUAAUCAGAUGUUGACUUCUACUUUGUUUUAGUUGUUCCACGUUUGUCAGGAUAUUGUGUUAUAUCAGAUGGGUGCCGCCAUGACUCAGUCCGUUGGAUAUGACUUACAGCUGGUUUACCCGGUCACAAGUCGGUCCAGACCUGUAUUAUUUCUCCUGCCUUCACAGAGAAUUCUUAGCCAAGGAGAGUCAAACGUAUUUAAAGGUAAAUCUUUCUAAAAGACGGCAGCCUUAAAAAAAUCUAAAUGUAAUGUACAGUCGAACCUCUCCUUAGGCCCUGUUGAUAUUUAUGUUUAUAUUAUUGCCAUGUAGAAGGGUCACUUACAUGCCCAAGCUACCCUGGGGCCAGCCACCUUUUCUUAGUAAAUUUCCUUACAAAAGUUGGCAAACGUUUUACAUAAGAAACAAAACGUUGGCUCGUCUAGAAGCCAAGUCAUUCUCCUGGCCGGACAAACGUUUAUCCUUACAGCCCAGCUAGGUUAACUCGGUCAAGGCGAGACAAUCAGAGCAUGCGUGAGCGCUGUCAACUCUUCACUCGGGUGAAGGGGUAAACCUUGCUUUCAAAAUUGACUCGGAUGGGAGGGGAGGGUAGUCCUCUUUCCCGGGACAACUUUUCUGCAUAUUGAAACGAGGCCCUACUGACACGUCCACAGCAAGAUGAACACCUCUGUUGCUCCGCUGGAAGAAAAUUAUAUUUCUCUUGUUAACUUGGAUAUGAUCCCUAUGAAUUCAACGCGAGGAUAGGGUUCACCUACAUUUGAUAAAGUGAGUUGAUAGGAAUAUUCGCGAUAAAGACUGAAAGAACGCAAAUACACUUUUAGAGCGACGUUCUCGUUGCCGUCGCUUCGUUGGAUCCUAAAGUCCCUUAUAUAAGUAACAAUCUACACUCGUCCAUUCUGGUUUCCCGUUUGUACGUUUUACUAAAUUUAGACUUGUGUCUUGUAGACCCAGUGACGGAUGUUAUCAACCUGGCUCGUUCGCAUAAUAAGAUAGAAUCUCUGGUUAAAGUAACUUUUGGUGAAACUGAUGAUAUGGACAGAGCUUUAGCAGCUGUAACGCAGGGCAUGAUAACAGGAUGUUGGGUAAUACUGGAGAACUGCCACUUGGCAGCAAGAUGGUCAGAAGAAUUCUUUCACCAGCUAGAGGUAGAACUGGGGUCUAAAUGCGUCCCGUACUUCUUUCUGGGAUCGUUACUGGGGACACCCUGGUCAACUAUUGGCCAAUUUUUUUCCUGUCUCUUGUAGCAGUCCCAGAAGUCUUUGCGAACGCUAACUCGUAUUUUUCGCAGUUUCCCUCUCGUUUAAAGUGGCGAAUGAUGUAAAAGAUGAGUUCUCUUUUGGUCGUAGAAAAAACGGGAAUGCUGUUAAGAGCUACCUUGAAUUGUUUUAAAAUAAAUUAACUGUACCGGGCACUUUAACUGUUACCUGUUGUCGGACUUGACCGAGCUGGCUUUUAACAGUCGACAUAAAAAAAGAAACAACAACAACAACAGUUUAUUCAGUUGUCAAAUGAGUUAGGUCUAUGUUACCCGCAAUUAGCGGAGCUAUUCUAGGUGGGCAACAACACAAUAAUUGUCUUCUAUAAAGUCGGCAAAAUAACGUAAGUAAAGAGAAAGCAAAAAUAAAAUGUAAUAAAUGAAUAAAUAAAAAAUAAAAGGUAGCUUUGAGCACUUUAAUGCAUAGUGUGUGUACACAGUUGUAACUUUGAAUGCCUUUUCUUCAACAGACAAUUGUAAACAUGCCAGAGAUAAUCACUGAGAAUGAAACAGAAAGACAGUUUACCGGAAGUAGCUCCGAGGAAAAAUCGGAAAUGACGGCAGAAGUAGAAACGAUGCUUGUCCACCCUGACUUCCGGUUGUGGCUCACCACUCGACCGGAUGUCGGAUUGGUAUUACCCGCAGUUGUUAUUCACUCCGGUAUUAAACUGGCUUGUGAGGCACAGGAGAAUUUAAGCGACUCUGUACGAACUAAUUGUCAAGUAGCCCUCGGGUCAAUGAACAAAUGUACUCCUAUUUGGGGACCUGCUGCAGAAAAGUCUGUUUUCAAGGUAAAUGUGCUAACCUCAUAAGGUCCAUAGAUUCUUAUUUUUAAGAUGUUGAUGUAGGUACAUACUUCCACUACUUUAGCAUUCUUCUACAGCGUAAAUUUCCCAGUUGGUGGAGGUGGCUAAGCACAUGAAAACGGUCAAACGGGGAGGGGGGGGGGUGGGAAGAGAAGCCUUGUUUGGAGUGGCAGGAGGGAGCUCCGCAUGAUAGGGGCGCUUUCUGUGGCAAGGAAAUGAUGGGCGGAAGAUGUUAGGGGUUGAGAUGUAAGCAAACGAAAUGCGUCGUAAACGUGCUGAAAUGAUUGUUUCCGUUCCACUUAACUACAGAUCAACGUAGUUUUUGCCCGAAAUUCUAGAUAUUUGGACAGAUUCCGUUUACUCAUAUUUACCACCUUAUAGACUCCUUGCAGUCCGCCUUUUCUCUUAAAAUCCGUCUAGUUCUUAUCCCUUAAAGUUGACGCAACUUGUGUUUGUAAAACUUGAUUAAAAGCCUUAAAGGUUGCAUAAAAUUGUUGAACAGUAGGAUUUUUGAUUGUAGCUCUGUAGGACACAUAUCCUUUCCUCUUUACUUGUAGAGUGAACUUAACCCCUACACGAUCUUCAAGUUGGCAUAUCUUCAUGUUUCUCUACUCCAACGUCGAAAAUAUGGAGAGGGUGCAUUUAGCUGCCCAUAUCAAUGGUAAGUUUGACAAUAUAUUAAGCUAUAACACGACGCAGGUUUAAUUACAGUUUGCGCCACAAACUACGUCUGAGGAACUCGUGCAGAUAUUUCAUACUGAUGACCUGUCACUACCCAAAACGAUUUGGGUAGUGCUUCUGAAUGGGUGAAGCAAAUUUCCCUCGCCGCACGACCAAUCAGAAGCACCACCCAGAUCUAGGUGGUGACACAUCAGCAGUAUGGAAUUUUAUUCCUCAUUUCGCGGGGAAACCACGAAAUGUGGGCUGUUUUUUCACCCCACAGUACCCAGAAACGUACACUUUUACUUCAUCUUUUGUGUAAAUAAUCGACAAAGCUAGUACCAUGACGUGGAUAUUCUUGGUAUAAUUGUCUUACUGAAGCUUUAAGUUAAUAAGGUUUCUGUCUUCUUAAAGGCUUCAAGCGGAUUUGCUAGCUGGUCUACAAGCCUUACGUCACACUUCUCGUGCUUGUAAUUCUUCUUUAUCUCUCGCUGCUGUGGAAGUCAUGUUGGGUCAUGUCACGUACGGUGGUCACGUGACUAAUGGCUUGGACUUGAACGCUGUGAAAUCUAUGGCGAGAUGGGACGCAACUGUACAAUCAAGACCGGUCAGUUUCUACAUUUUUUUUGUUUUGUUUGCUGUUUUCCUAGAUUUAAUCAUAUUUCUGUUCAUAUUAGAAUUCUCUUGAUAACCGAAGCUUUGAGUGUGGUGAAUUUUGUUAUCUUACGAACGCUUCUUCUUCGUCCUUUUGUAGGAUCAAACUAAGGAUGUUCUAGAAUACAAAUAUCUUGACAUCUACAUCGACAGCUUACCAGACACUAUAUCAUGUCAGGAGCUGGGACUUACUGAGGCUUCGUCCUCUACUUAUCAGGGUAAACUCAGCAGGUAUGUUUUGUACUUCUGCAGCCUAAAAGAUGAUCAAUGGAAUGAUAUAUCUAGAGAGAAGAACUCAGAAAUCCAGAAACAAAAAGGGUUAUUUUAUAACUGACUGACAGUCGUACUGUGGCAAGUAUUAUUUUGGACUGUGAUCGAAAAAGUGUGAAGCGCCGAAUUUAUUAUGGCAUGCGUCCUCUUCUGUUAAGAGCGCUUGGAAAAUCGGUCCAAACGUCCAAACUCAGAUUCUUCUUUUUCCUAACGUGGAACGCUUUGAGACAACAGAUCCUGCCCAACAAUCCCUUACUACUCCUUAAAGAAUGUUUUUUUUUCUCUCAUUUCAGUGCCGUUGUGGAUUGUUUAGCUCUUUGCACAGGACUUCAGCCUCCACUGCUGUCAAUGGACAAUGAAGUUAAGUUGAUUGCGAAAAAAACAGUCAAUCAAAUCUCCACAAUAAUCGAGUCUGUUAAGUCACAUGACCUUGCACACGAAGCUCCCACAAGUGUUACGUCAUUUAUUCAGAGAGAACUUGCCUUCUUCAAAACUCUAUUGGAGGAAGCCAGGCAGAGUCUCGAACUUCUCAUCAAAGCUUGCUGUGGUCUCAUUGCGUUUACACCGGGUCUUUUUAAACUAGCUUUGUCGCUUGGGCACCGUUGGACCCCUUUAAAAUGGCUAAGUAACCCAGGAACGGACGUUAGUCUAGCUGCUUGGAUGGUGAAUAUUUCAAAGCAAGUGAAAAAGCUCGGUGAAUACUUACUUUCGUCACCUGUGCAUCCACCAUCGUUUUGUCUGGGCGCGUUUGCUCAUCCUCAAGCUUUCUUAGCUUGCGUUCUAAUGGACCAUGCUCGAUCAGCCAUGAAGUCUGUCUACGCUCUAGAGUUUUCGGUCGAGGUAAGCACUUGUCUCUUGUUUCUCUAUGAAUUAGACAGAGGCAGCGUGGCCGGGCGGUUUGGAGCGUUGGACUUGUUAUUCGGAGGCCCCGAGUUCACGUCCCGCUCUGAACGCUGGCUGGAUUUGUUCUCGUUAGUCCCGAGUUUAAAUCCUCGACCACGCUUGUAAAUAGCAAGCUGGUUUGCCUCCUCCAGUUGGAAUUCUUAACCCUGUUUCAAGUUUGGCGUUUAUGAUAUGUUUCGCGUAUUUUGCUCGACCCCACUAGCAUAAGUGCAUAAAAUACCGCCGAGUGUAAAUAACGGAAUUACUAUUGUUAGUUGUGGGCAACUUAAGUGAAUUAAAGGUUUCUUCGUCUCAGUAUAAACGCCUUUGAAAAGUAUCACUUUUUUAGUAUCCGCUUAUGCACCUCUUAGACAACAGUGGUCUAUUUUCCUCGCAGUUGUUACAGCCAGACACUCUCCCUACCUCUCCACCAAGUCGAGGAGUGUAUCUCAGUAACUUGAAGCUGAAUGGAGCAUCAUGGGAUACAGGCCGUAAUUGCAUCUCUGAACUUCUCGCAAAUGGGUCCUGCGACCUGCCAAUCAUAUGGCUAAAGCCAGUGGAAGUUAUACGGUCACGUGCACCUUCAGCAAAGAUGGAAAGACAAGGCAAUGAUAUUCCCUUGUUUGACUGUCCGCUGCUAACCGGACAAGACUGGGGAACAGAUUUCUCUACUUUAGUUACCAGUCUUCCUCUACCCUCAGUUGUACCUGGAGAGAUUUUAAAGCAACGAAGGGUAUCGAUUGUAUCGAUGUUGUAAUAAAAGGGUGCAUUCUUAUUGCACGUGUUUAUGUUAUAGAGGUUAAACAGAGUACUACUGAAGUGACGUGUUUAACGCUACUGUCAAAGCAAAUUUUAGAAAAAUUGUAUUAUUAG